AUGGCAGGGCGAAGCAGAAGAGCAUGGUUCAGUGUUCUGCUCGGACUGGUGGUCGGUUUCACACUGGCGUCCAGACUCAUUUUACCCAAAGCCACCGAGCUGAAGAAAGCAGGACAGAAACGCAAAGCAAACCCGGCAGGCUGUGGGUUGAACCGGGCUCUCAGAAAGGAAUACGGCGGAGUACUAUGGUCACAGCAGGACACCGGGUCACCGGCGACCGAGAAACCCAGCUCCAGAUCCGAUAGUUUCCUAUUUGUUGGAGUGAUGACCGCCCAGAAGUACCUGAACAACCGAGCUGUAGCAGCACACAGGUAUGAAUUAUCCUCCCUGCUAACCUCAGGCAGAUAUCUGCCCUUAAAGGAGACAGCCUCACUGUCUGGAGUAGCUUUUACAGUUUAUUCCACUGUUCAUUCUGAUCAAAUACUGGCUGGUGUCUCCACACCGAUUAUUAACACUCAACCCCAGAGGACAUCAUAUUAAAGGGAUCCAGGAGUGAGUACAUAAACAGGGACGUGUAGGGGCGACAUGGACCCCCACCACCCUAACCCUAACCACAUUUUGUUUUCCCAAAAUCCUAAAAUAUGAUCUACUAUUUUAAUGUUGUCAGACUCCACAAACUGCUGCAUAAUUUCUUUGCAUUUACCCAUUGCACAUUUUUCCUUCUUGUCUUUUAAACAAUUAAAAAAAAGAAACACUCUACUCACCUCUCCCAAGCCAAAGGUUAUUUAGAAAAAUAGGUUCUUCAAAAUCUGCAAGGCAAGUCCUCCAAACUUAAAAGAAGCAGUAGUUCCAAAAGUAGGGUUCACGAGACACUAAUAAUGGCGCCGGGAUGCCACCAGUCAUAAAUAAAUCAAUAAAAUAGCCCCUUUGAAACACUGUAGCAUAAAAAUGUACAAAAAUAGAAUGGAGACGUUUUUACUGUGAAACUCAGGACACACAGACCCACCUGUGAAAGUUUGUAUUUUGCCUCCAGCAUUUGAAAGGAAAUAAUAACACUAAAACCCUUGUUUAUUUUGGCUGUUGUGAUUUUUUGUGUUUCUCCAUUGUCUAGUUUGAUUUGGUCUGUUAAUGCUUUUGAACAGAUAUGAGUAACAUGUGACCAGCUCAGGAGACAGAGUCCAGUGGCCGGUCUCUGGCUCUCUUAUUUUGGGUGUUGUGGGCUGAAAAGUUUGGGAACUCCUGGUCUACAGUAAAUUUUUAUGAACAGUUUUGAUAAUUAUUUUUGCUGACUCUUUGCUAUUACAAAACCCAAUUCCAUUGAAGUUGGGAAAUUGUGAUAAACGUAAAUAAAAACAGAAUACAACGAUUUGAAAAUUCUUUUCAACCUAUAUUCAACUGAAUACACUACAAAGACAAGAUAUUUAAUGUUCAAACUCAUAAAUUUUUUUUUGCAAAUAAUCAUUAUCUUUAGAAUUUCAUGGCUGCAACACAUGUAGUAGUAGUACAAGUUGGGACAGGGGCAUGUUUACCAUUGUGUUACAUCACCUUUCCUUUCAGUAACACUCAAUAAAUGUUUGGGAACUGAGGAGACUAAUUGUUGAAGCUUUGAAGGUGGAAUUCUUUCCCAUUCUUGCUUGAUGUACAGCUUCAGUUGUUUAACAGUCCAGGGUCUCUGUUGUCGUAUUUUACGCUUCAUAAUGCGCCACGCAUUUUCAAUGGGAGACAGGUCUGGACUGCAGGCAGGCCAGUUGAGUACCCGCACUCUUUUACCACGAAGCCACGCUGUUGUAACACGUGCAGAAUGUGGCUUGGCACUGUCUUGUUGAAAUAAGCAGGGGCAUCCAUGAAAAGAUGUUGCUUGGAUGGCAGCAUAUGUUGCUCCAAAACUUGUACCUUUCAGCAUUAAUGUUGUCUUCACAGAUGUGUAAAUUACCCAUGUCUUGGGCACUAAUGCACCCCCAUACCAUCACAGAUGCUGGCUUUUGAACUUUGCGUCGAUUAUAGUCCGGACAGUUCUUUUCCUCUUUGGCUCGGAGGACAUGACGUCCACUAUUUUCAGAAACAAUUUGAAAUGUGGACUCGUCAGACCACAGAACACUUUUCCACUUUGCAUCAGUCCAUCUUAGAUGAGCAUAGGCCCAGAGAAGCCGGCGGCGUUUCUGGACAUUGUUAAUAAAUGGCUUUUGCUUUGAAGUAGAGUUUUAACUUGCACUUGCAGAUGUAGCGAUGAACUGUAUUUACUGACAGUGGUUUUCUGAAGUGUUCCUGAGCCCAUGUGGUGAUAUCCUUUGCACAUUGAUGUUGGUUUUUUAUACAGCGCCGCCUGAGGGAUCAAAGGUCACGGGCAUUUGAUGUUGGUUCUCCAGAUUCUCUGAACCUUUUGAUAUUAUGGACCGUAGAUGUUGAAAUCCCUAAAUUCCUUGCAAUUGUACUUUGAGAAACAUUGUUCUUAAACUGUUCGACUAUUUGCUCAUGCAGUUGUUCACAAAGUGGUAAACCUCGCCCCAUCCUUGCUUGUUUAUGACUGAGAAUUUUUGGGAAAGCUGCUUUUAUACCCAAUCAUGGCACCCACCUGUUCCCAAUUAGCCUGCUCACCUGUGGGAUGUUGCAAAUAGGAGUUUGAUGAGAAUUCCUCAAAUUUCUCAGUAUUUUUUGCCAUCUUUCUCAACUUCUUUGGUGCGUGUUGCAGCCAUCAAAUUCUGAGUUAAUUAUAAUUUGCAAAAAAAAAUAAUGUUUUUGAGUUUGAAUAUAUCUUGUCUUUGUAGUGUAUUCAAUUGAAUAUAGGUUGAAAAGGAUUUGCAAAUCAUUGUAUUGUGUUUUUAUUUACGUUUAUCACAAUUUCCCAACUACAGUGGAAUUGGGCUUCUCUGAUGUGUCACUUGUCAUAGUAAAAUCAUGGCACACGCUAAGACCAGUAGGAUACUUUGAUGUUGGUUAAAAUAUCUGUCAUUUAGUAAACAAGAUAAUUGGAAACGGGAUGACUGCUGAUAAUGUGUGUGUAAAUAUUUCAUGCCAGCUUGGCCUGAAAAGUCUGGACAUGCCCUUGGUCACAGAUCAACUACAUCAGGUGAUGAGGUGUUGUCGUGUGAUAUUCUGGUUUUAGGUUUAAUGUGGUUUACGUUUAAAUUUGCAGUUACGUUCUACUAGGUAACUUUUCUCUGUCGGCUGUUACAGCGAAAGAAAAUCUACCUGAUUUCCAGUUUCCCUGUUUAUGUCCUGAAAAGUACUUGUAAUGUGCUCUAUAAUCCAGAUUUAACUAGCUUACUUUUUACACAAGUCCAAGACUUAAACAAUACCUUUGAAAGCUUUGACGUCUUUACUUUUUGUUUUAUCCCAUCAGACAGUUGUGCAAACAAAAAAAAAACAAAUAUGACAUCAAUGGAGGAUUCUGAGACAGGAGUGGACCAAGAUUCUUAACUUAACGCCAGUUUUUCAGCCAAUCACUUAACUGUCAGUUUACGUUGUUGAAAAUGACGAAAUCAAAGUUUUUAAAGUAUGAGUCCUUGCAAGAGUCAGUUAUUAAUGUAUUUCAGCAAGGGUGAAAAACCCCUAAGAGCUUCAAAUAAGGCUGAACCCAAAAAUGGGAAUUCCGUAAUGAAAAGCGAGAUGCAAAAAUCACUUAGUAACAGAAGUUUAAUGUUAAUAUGCAGCUCAAACAGAACCCUUUAAAUGCAUAACAGUACAAAAGUAAAACUCACUGGCUGAUAAAUGAAAUAAGGAAGAACUCAGCGUAGAGGUUUUUAAAGGAAUAAGAAAAAAAGACCAUAACACAUGUUAAAAGCUGUAUCUUGAUAAUGGAGAUGAUGAUAAGAAAUCGGUUUCUUUUUUCCUUUAUCUCAGACAUGUUAUCUUUUUUCACGUACUGUGGCAUGUUUUGGCAGAAACUUUCGCCUUCCUUAGAAGUGUCACUUGGUGGUAGGUGUGACAUGUCAUAUCAGCUGGUGUUACGGAGGCGAUGGUGAUUAACCAAUAAACACUGUAAAACUGACUUUUGUGCUACAAACAACUGGCAGCCUCCAGUCUUCAGAAACAAAGCAGUUGCAGAAAUGCUAAAACUUGCAGUUCAUUAAUGUCCACGAGGGGAUGGCUCCAGAAUCCUGGAAACCCCACGGGCACUCAUUCUAAAAAGCCCAUCUUUAUAGCAAGAAUGAACAUGUCUAUAAACCAGGUUCAGAAAACAUUCUGGUCUGAUCAGCCUCUUUUCUUUCUCUGCACACACCAGGCAGGGGAUGAAUUUAGUUUACAACUUCAGUUUUGAGACAUGAAGGCUCCAGGUUCCAGGAUAUGGCUGACUUGACUAAGUCCACUUCAUCUCUUUGCCUCAUUCCAGGUUGAAAAUUGGGUUGAGUCAGCAUAUUGCUGAUCAGGGACAGUCUUUGGUGCCCUGAUGUCAUGAGGGACUGUGAGUGGAGCUGCUAACAGCCAUGUUGCUAAUUUAAAUGUUCUCAUUGUACUUGAUGGCGUUUUACACCAAACGUCAUUUACUAUUGUCAGGCAUAUAGAGGCAAGAUGGGCUGAUUGUUAGGCCACAAAGGUGUGUGUGUGUGUGUGUGUGUUUAUAUGAAACGACACACUGGGGCUUUGACUCCAAAAUAUGUUUAAAAGGGACCCCGCAUAAAAAAUACUCAAGUGCCCUUUUAAAAGCUUUUUAAGUCUUUUUAGAAUAAAUGUGGAGGGGUGAGAGCAAAAUCUGACAGCACUGUUGCAGACAUGUUUGUAAUCUUUGUGGUAAAUGUGAAUGCUUUUAACAAGACACUGACGAAGGAUUUCCACCAAAUACCAUAAAUUAUAGUGAUGACUUUAUUCGACUCCCCGUCAGUGAUGCAGAUGUAUUUCGUAAUGUCAUUUAGACUGAUCAGAAACAUGCUGACCUCUGUGAACCUCCCUUCAUUGGAAACUUGUACAGUAACUGUGCUAACAGCAGCUUUGUCUGCAGGCCAGAGAGGAAUUAAGUUAGGAAAACAAAAAUACAUGUCAGUUAUUGAUGCUGUUUGCAUGUAACACCUCAUUGGUUUUGUUUGUGUUUUUAAGUUGCAUGUCGCAUCAUAUGCAUCUAAUGGAACUCGUGUAAACACAGUCCUCGUAAAGCAGGAACCAGUUUAUGUUCACAUCUGCAUUGAUUUUAUGGCGUCCCCUGCUCUGUAAUCAGUGCAGCUCACUAAAGCAGCUGUGUGACAGCUCACCUCACUCAUGAAACUAUGACCCAGAGCGUGUUUGAUUUCUUCAUUUUCCUCUGACCUAAGUAUGUGAGGAACCUCAGUCUGGGAUUUCAGAUUUCAGUAACACAGCUCUGCUGCAAGGACUGUGAGCUACAUUUGGUUCAAAAGCUGGACAUUUCAUGGCAGUACAAAGUCCAGAACUUCUGUGGUAAUCAAGUCAUCAUCUGAACAUGUACAUAACUGUCCAAAGAUGGAACUCUAUAAAUGCAUUUUCUUGUGUUAGUUUAGAGCAGACAUUGGCUGUUUUGCUAAGUUCAUUAAAUCUUGUGCUUUAGUUUCCUCUGGCUGUUCCUCUCUACUCUGAUAAUCCCAUGAAGAAUGCUGCAGGAGCCUCUUGGUCCACAGAGCAGUCAGUAAUGAUGUCUUGUCCCUUAUUUGGUGUCAGAUACCCAAAUAAUGCUAAAAUUGUUCAAAUUGUGAACACAUGGACAUACAUGAGCGCUAUAAGAACUAUAUUUGAUAACUUAAACUGAGUUUGACCCACCUGUCAUCUGUACACACUGAGAAGGUGCCCUGUGAGAUUUUUUGUACACUGGGGUCAGAAACCAAUAAGACCUAAAAACAAACUGACCUGUUUAAGACGUUUGAUCGAUAUCUACGUAUUGGGAAAUAAGGGUUGGUUGGACCAGUAUGUAUAAUCAGUUUGCCUUUUGAGAAUGAAAUAAUGACGUAUGUUGUGGGUCAAGAAAGCGUGUGAUGAUAAUACCAUGUAUCUGAUUGGUCCAUAGUAGGCUAAUUUGAUGGUUUUUUGGGGUUUUUUUUUUUUUUUAUGCUGGUUGCAUUGAGUAACCAGUGAGUUAGCUGUAGCAGCCCUCCAAAAGAUGUCCAGACACUUUAAUGACUCAUGUUACAAGAUUCAGUGUGAUUUCAAAAACAACAUGCACCUCUCAAUAGUCAUUUAUUUUUUUGUGAUUCGUCCUGUAGCUGGUUUCAUUCAAUACUUACAAUGUAAUGGAGGAAGUGUGUACAUCAUUUCAAAAUAAAAGUAGCCUAUGUUUUACUUUGAACAGUACAGAAAAUGAAGCAACCUAAUGACAGACAGUAAAAAUGUCCAGAUCAAAGCAUCACAGUCUUUUUUGUAUAGGUCACCACAAACUGUUCACUGGGUUACUUAUGCUAAUCAUUACUGCAGUGCAAAUCAUGUCCAAAGAGAUUAGAGAUAAAAAGGGGACUCACAUUUCCAUGUUGGUUUGGUUUUUUUUUUUCUAAAAGAACAGAGUGUUUGUUAUAAAUCUUCAUGAGUUAGUCAAAGCUAGUUAUUUUUACAGGAAACUGAACUUAAAUGACUGCUUUGUAACUUGUUUAAACCAAAAAGUGGAAGCUUUUAAAAGAUCUGCACCAUGUGAUUUUUUUUUUUUUUUUUUUUUGUGACGUUAAAGCGUAGCUGCUUUUCUCUAAAUCAUUACAGGAGGUUUGGAUUUGGUGCUACUUCUGACCAAAAGUUUGACAAUACUCUAAAUGUGAAGGUAUCACAGUACUUUUGAGUCGCACACUUGGCUGUCCUAAAGUCGGAAUGUACAGUAUGUGUGUGUUUCAAUUCCAGCUUUGCUCAACUUUUAACUUUUGAAGCUGAGAGUUUCUGACCAUGUUUGUAAUUAAUCCACCUCUGUGUGUUCACAGGACGUGGGCACAGACAAUUCCAGGUCAGGUGGAGUUUUUCUCCAGCGAAGGCUCCGACACCUCCCUACCUAUUCCAAUAGUGGCUCUGAGGAAUGUGGAUGAUUCCUACCCUCCCCAAAAGAAGUCCUUUAUGAUGCUCAAGUAUAUGCAUGACCAUUACCUGGACAAGUAUGAGUGGUUUAUGAGGGCGGAUGAUGAUGUCUACAUCAAGGGUGAGAAGCUGGAGAGUUUCCUGCGCAGCCUUAAUAGCAGUGAGGCCAUCUUUCUAGGCCAAACAGGGAUGGGGGCCAGGGACGAGCUGGGGAAGCUGGCCCUGGAACCUGGGGAGAACUUCUGCAUGGGGGGACCAGGGGUCAUCAUGAGCCGUGAGGUCCUUAAGAGGAUGGUGCCCCACAUACGAGAGUGUUUACAGGAGAUGUACACCACCCACGAGGAUGUGGAGGUGGGCCGGUGUGUCAGGAGGUUCGCCGGGGUCCAGUGUGUCUGGUCCUACGAGGUAAGAUGAAAAGGAGAAACCGCCUUGAUGCUCACUUUCUCUUCGUUGAGGUCUUUCAGAUGUGUUUUAAAAACUGACUUCUCUCACAUUGUUGGGUUGAAACAAGUCGUUGAAAUCAAACAUGUGUCCACUGUAAGUUCUUGUUAUUUUCACCAACAGGCUCGAGUUGAGUUUUCGUUAGGAUCCCUGCAGAGACAGAGACACUGUCAGACUUUCCUGAGACAAAGUGCGAUGCCUGUUUUUAAUCUGAAAAAAGAUCAUCUAUGUAGCUCUGUACGGUCAGCUUCAAUAACACAGACAUAUUCUGGUCGACUGCAGCCUGAGUCAGAUAUUUUUUUCACUGUUAAAGACUGAACAAGACUCUUAAAAGAGACCCACAUCACCUGUUACAUUGAAGCAGUGAUUCGUGUUUCUCUUUAGUUUCCCUUAUUUUGCCUCCUCAUCAUAUACAGCCACUUUAUCAGCCUGAAAUUAAAUACAGUCAGAUUGACAUUGAGCCAAAGAAGCCUCCUCAGCUUGUUUUCACAGAGAAAGAGAGGGUCUAAUACAGAUGCUCAUCUGGGCCAGUAAGAUGUUUGGACUGAUUUUUAAUGUCUUCAUUGUGUUAGGCUAUAAAUGAAAAAAGGACUGAUAUUUAUAGCAGAGGCAAUAUUAAACUGCAUUAUUAUAAUUAUUAUUAACAGGAAACCAAAAUCUGUCUUUUACAGGAGUCUGAGAAAGAAGCAGACAAACGACAGAGAAUAACAAGAAUAAACUGGUAUUGUUCAGCAGUAAAACCUGCAUACACCACUCAGACCAUCUCUAGUCCCGACUUUCAAAUCUACCGACGGAGUAAAAUACUCUGGUUUAAAGUGACCCUGUGGCUCCAAGCAAAUUGAGGGAGUGAAGACAUUAAAAGCGCCUUAAGCAAAGUCAGAGUGAGUUUGAGGAUUGACACACAUUUGACUGAGGGUUACAGCUCAGGACAGGUUCAAGAGUCAGUCGAAGGUGUGAAUCAGAAGGCUGCUCAUCUAGUAUGGUCUCAGAAACAAAGAUAAACCAGAAGCAGACAUACUUUCUCAGACAGAACACAGAGAUGUGUGUGAAAACCUGAACCAGAGACGAAUUGCAAUGAAGCAUGGUACACUGAGUCCAACAUUUUCAGUAAAGAUGAGAUAGCGUGCAGAUGAAGAAUAUCACCCUAGUCAAUCACUGAACCAGAAAAGGUUAGAUCUGUCAGGUUGUUGCCCCACAGAAUGGACUAGCAUGUGGACUGUUUGAGGACUAACUAGUAAGGUAAAAAAGCUUGGAGUGUUUGGCUCAGUUGUGCAGCAGACGGCUCAGCUGGAUGCACUGUGCCUGCUGGAGAGUGCAGCAUUCAGUCAUUGUUGAGGCUUGUGUGAGUGUCGUCAGUGUUUGGCCAUGAGAAAGUUAUUAAAACAACACCAUAUACACAAGGAGUCCACCACAAAGAGACAGAGUUAUGGGAGAAAUGCUGCAGCCAUGUCGUCAGAGGAGAGGAGGGGAGAGCGUAUUCCUGUGCGCUCAUUCUAACCAGCUUGCUCUCUGACAUGUCUGGGCAUGGCUGUGCCACAGACCUGCUGCUCAUAUGACCGCUGUUCACAUGAAGCACAGGCGUGUGAAGCUAAUGCAGAUCACACAGUUUAAAGAUGUGACCGUGUGAGACGACAGAGAGCUGAUCUGUUGUAGAUAAGGAAUGUCUCAUCAUGUGCUAAGCUUGGAGCUUAUUCGUCAGAUAAAAAAAAAAGAGGAAAUGUGGUUAGAUGUCAGCGAUGAGUGUGUAAAAUGCGUCACAGUUCUCCUUUAUCUCAGAGGAACAACUCAACAUAUAGUCUGUGUGUGCAGAGAGCAUGACACAACAUAGGAAGCCCUCUGACUGAGGUUUGCCAUUGAGCUGGUUUACAUGUCAGGACCUGCAGCUUAUACUUCUGAUGCUCACAUGAAUCAGUCUUUUGGAUCUGAUCCAGGUGACACAGAGCUGCAGGGCUGCCAUGAAGAGGCCACAGAGAUCAGAUCAGAUCAUUUAAAGCUCCUGUAAGGACUUUUUUAUGUUUAUGAAAUAGACUGAAAUUCAUAUUGAUGCCAUUUUAUGAAAUCCAGAAGCAAACAAGACUAGCCACAAGACUGACAAUUUGUUUCUCAUAAGUUUUAAUGCCUGAAAUCAAUGGGGGGGUGGGGGGUGUUAGCCAGGCAGCUGAAGACACAGCCCUGUUUUUUAUCAUUUCCUAAUAAAAUACACUGUGUGGACAAAAACGGAGAGUAUCUUGUGUCAUCGAUUAAUGAUUCAUGUUGAUUGAGGAAUUCAUGAACGCCCUGGACAUUUAAAAGGAGCCACAGAGCAGAUUGACGAGGGAAAGCCUGUUAACUAAACAUUAAACAGUGUCGGCUAAACAUUUCAUCAGUCAGGGCAGUCUGACUGUUUACACUGAUACACAGGAGUCAACCACACACACACACACACACACACACACACACACACACACACACACACACACACACACACACACACACACACACACACACACACACACACACCAUACAGCCAUGCCUCCAAACACAUUCUCAUCUCUCUGACUUUACCUUAGUGUGUAAAACCGCUGCAGUGCUGCGUCUCUCUCUCUUUCUCUCCCUCUCUCUCUCUCUCUCUCACUGGAGUCCUGAAGUGUACAAUAGUAUCUCUUUAAUAGUAUGCCCAGCUCCCCUUUUCCCAGAAUUCCUUGUCAUGAAACAUCUUGUGAUACAUGAACAGUGAUAUGUGUUGCAACUAUCUCUUCAUAUUUCCUUUUUUCUUUCUUUAGUGUUGCUUUACAGCUCACAGUUAAUCUGUUCAUGCUACAGACCUCAGAAAUAAUCAUAAAAUUCAGUAUGACAUUUCGAAAAACAGCAAAGAUCACUGCAAAGCACAAAGAUGGAAGUCUUGCUGAGUUUAUUUAGGACCCCAACUCUGACUCUUUUUAAUACUGAGUAUUCAUCAGUACUGAGCCCUAAUCAGAAACUUGUAAUUUCUCAGAUAAUAGAGCUGCCAGUUACAUUUUGUUGUGACUAAAGUUUAAAAAAAAACUUGGAGUCUUCAGCUUGUUCUGGAGGAAUCAAUGCAGUGUUGAGGGGCUCAGCCUUGACAUGGAGCAGUAUGAACAGUAUCACAAACUUUGCUGUUCAGCUUCCGAGGGCAGUGUCUGAGAUGCUGAAUCAAGAUGUGGAUUAUUAUUGUGGAUCCAAAAGUUCCAAAACCUGCCUUCUCUACCUACUACUACUUGUCCAAACCACUUGCUCUUUGAUGUCCUUGGCCUUUUACUCUCAAGGAUAUGUUUCCUUUCUUUUUAAGUGCAGAAUUUGUUGCUCUGGUGCAGCAGUAUUUUCCUCUGUUGCUUUGGUGAGCCACUGCAUCUUUAGUCUUCAGGAGUUGUUUUAAAUUGGAACUAUUGAAUGCAGCUUUUUUUUUAACCAACUUAAGUCAUGUUGACAUAUUAGUUUUAAGUAUGCUAACACAGGGCUGCUACUGAAAGGUUACUUGUGCGCAUUUGAAUUCUGUCUCAAAGUGUGCUGAGUUUGUAGCAGCUUAAGCAGACAAAAUGCCAAUCCUCCCUCAGAUUGGCUCUGAUGCAAUUGAUAAGACCAGGGGUCCGUUUCACGUAGCAGGUUUAAUGGAAACUCCGAGUUUGUUAACCCUGAAAUCAGGGAAACUCUGAGUUUUCCGUUUCACAAAGGAGGGUCAGUUAAACCAGGGAGAGAGGGGUAACUCUAACCUGUUUCACAAAGAGAGGUAACUCAACCUCGCGGUCAGUUACCGUAGUAACAGACUCCGUGAACCUAACCUGCUCGGGAGCAGGUUUAACUCAGUAAACCCAGAGUUUCAGGUGAGACAUCGGCAUUUUUUUCAUUUCGAUCAUGUUUUACAUUGUCAAGUAAGUAUUAAGUGACAGUUUGAUCCCUUAAAAAAUGCUCUUUUCACACUCAAAAAUAAAUUUUACUCUCUUAUUAUGUUCCGUUAAAUGAUUAGGAAUAUUAAACUAACACAAAAACGGGUGGUGGUCCAGCAGCCCCACCUUUAACGGAGGAGAGGAGCUGCCGGGGCCCCCCCGUUCGACGAUCGCGGCCGGUCCGAUCGCAAAUCCCCCCCCCCCCACCUUGACAAUGUAAAACAUGAUCAAAAUGAGAAAAUGCAGAUGUCUCGCCUUUUUGCACAAUGUUUUUAUAUUUAAUUAUCAGCUGCUGUCAAGUGCGCUUUUGUCCCGCUGGAUUGCACCUACAUAAAAUAAAUUAAUUUGCUCCAUGCACGCAGUUUCCCUGCAACAGUCUGUCACUGUGAUUGCACAAGACUAGAUUUAAAGUCACGCAUUGACGCGAGCAGCGAUUUCCUUCCAUGCCCUCUCCCUCUCCUUUGCAACUGCUGCUGUAUUGCACUUUCUUUAAAAACGUGCUGUAAUUCGCUGUUGGCUUGCUGCUGCCCCCUCCUUCUCCCUGUUUCCAUUGGUUGAUCAAUGAAUCUGGGCUCCACAGAUGCUGGCUGUUUAUGUCUGGCGUGCACGUGCUUAACUCCAGGUCAAACUACUCGGAGUUGAUAAAUCUGACUCAAAUCAGGUGUUGUGAAACCGGAAACUCAGAGUUUCCCAACUCAGAGUAGAUCAACUCAGAGUUAAGGAUUUAACUCAGAGUUUGUUGAACCACCUACGUGAAACGGACCCCUGGAUGGAGAAAUCUGAACAAGGCAGUUCCGUCCCUUCAUAAAAUGAUAUUCCCAGUGAUGAUAGUUUUAUUCAAAUUCAUUUGAAUUCUUCUGAUAACUCUGACACAUGCGUCUGAAUCCUGAAAUUUCCCAGCAGUAUCAUGUAUUUUUUUCAGUUUAUUUCAUUUAGAUGUGAAGAAAACUUGGAGAGAGAGAAAGAGUAUGACCUACAGUAUAGAGCUGUGGUCUAGAUCCAGACUUUGUUCAGAACUUUUCCAGCUAUCCCAGAGGAUUUUGACAUGGAGUAGGGCCGAGCUGAAGUGAUACCAAACUCCUUUAUAACCAGAGAGAAGGUCCAAAGACCAGAUGGACUAAAUCCAUCAUUACUUGGAAUGCCACUCAUCACAUUGCUGGUCUACACCGUUCUUUGUGCAUCUUUGUACUGUGUGUAUGUGGGUGUAUAUGUGUGUGUGUCUGUCCUUGCCAGUUGUGUGUGAGUGUAAAAAAACGGCCCAGUAUGCGGUGAGCCUGGUGUAUUUUCAGACAUCCUGUGGCUGCUUAGCUGUAUGCUUCUCCUCAGCAGCGCCUUCACAGCUUGCUAAAAGUAGGCCCUGCAAGCGCUGCCCAAAGAGCAAAUAAAUGUUUACAUGCAUGAUUAUAAAAAUAAACAGACGCUGAAUACCACUGUGCCCAAAGAGCAGCCGUUUAGGCUCGUGCAGGCUGCGUGUGGCUACAGGAUGCUAAAUUGUUUAGAGGAGAGACAAGUUAAGGAGACAGAGCCUAAAGUUAGCAACACUCUCGCUGGAUAACCUCUAUUCUAACUGUCAUCAUACUUGAUAAGUUAACCAUAAGUGGUGGAUGAAGCAGCUAGGAAGUCACCCAUCAGUUUGUGGCUGUUCUUGCCAUUCAUGGCGGUCAGUUAUUAUUUUAGAGGCAGAAGUGUCCUUUUAGACGAGGGGUUGAGCUGGAGAACAGUGAAAAGGAUAAUAACCAUGCAAGGUUAUCCAGCUACAGCGUGUGCUCGGAGGUUAUCUCGUAAAACCAUCAACUGUGAGUUUCUGCACCUGUUUUGAUUUGAAUGAGUCAGAGAGGCUGUGAACACAGAACAAACACAAAUUUCACUAACAGAAGUUUGUUUAUGACAAAAACGUUGUCUGCUGUUGAAAGCUGUCUACCAAGAGGCAAAGGUGCAGUGUUAUGAAUUCAUAACAACUAACACAGAGUUAAUUUUACUCAACAGAGGCUUCUUGCUCAAAGAUAUAUUCUUAGGAUGCCAGUUGUUUCUUGUGCAUGCCCUGAAAAUGCUACUGCAUAUCUAUUAUUCUGAUUAAAGGCAAGGUUGACGAUCUGAGAAGCAGUUGAAAAAAACUGAGCCAUUGAGGCAAUUUGAAAAUAGCGUCCCACCCCCCACACACAAACCUCUCCCCUCCGUGCUCCACGAUAACUUCCCCCUCCCCACAACACACGCCCUCUGGCGGCGCAAGAUGCCAGACGGCAGAAGAUCCUACGCUAGCUUCCAAUAGGAUUCACCAUGUCAGGUUGCUAGUGACUAGCGGCAGUAAACGCCAGCUCUGCUAGCGAGCAACGUCUGCAGCUGCCUGGACAGCUACCGUGUUGACACUGCAGAGACUAAUAAGAUGUUUUCAUGUAACUUGUGCCUCGAUAAAAGGCAAAAAUGACCUGUUCAACAAAAACUCUGCUGUCUCGGUGUCUGUUUUCAGGCCCAAAUCCUGGCUGAGCUUUCUCCACCUCUCGAAGGAUGACCCGAUGUUUACUCAAGUUAGAUUCCUCUCUUGGUCACAUCUCCUCUUCGUCUCUGCCCUGUCUUCUGUUGGCUUGCAUUUUCUUAGCACUUUUGGUGGUGGGCCAAGCAGAAGUGGGUUUUUUUGCGCCCUUCUCCAUCGCAGCUCCUGUAGCUCAGCUGAUACGCUACUUUUAGCUGCUCAGAGCUCCGUGGAGGAUGGAGAGAGUGGGAGGGGAUGAGUCGGAACUACAGGAGAGGGGUGUGUUGAAUACAGCAAGGGGAUUGGAUGGAGAGGCAGAGCAGGAGAUUGACCAAUGGGACGGAUGGCUCCCAUUGGUCAAUGUUUUUGCAGCCCUGCACCUGCUAGGGUGAACGGAUCUAUAGGACCAAUCGUCAACCAUGCCUUUAAAUAUGACCAGGGUUACCAUAGAAGAGUAUGUAGACCAUAGAGGAAAGUAUGUAAGUGUUAUGAGAGUUUGGUAAUAAAUAAUCGUUUCCGUAGCCGAAGCCGACAUCUUUUUUGGACAAGAUUUAUCCUCUUUGUAAGAAUGAAUUGCACAGUUACAGUAGUAACUGUAAUAGGAGUCACACUGGUGUAUGACUCCGUCUGUUUUUGUAAGGGAAUUGUGCAGUUUUUUCUCUGUGUCGAUACCCAUCUCUAGUAGCUGAACACAGUUAAGGGUAGAGCUGAUUGUUAUGUGGUGCAGAUGAACCUACUGCCCCAAUUUGCAGAGUGUUACACCACCCCUUUUAAAUUUAGAGUUUUUUUUUUUCAAUCAAACCAGCACUUCACAGGCUUUUAACACUUCUUCAUAUAUGACUUUUUUUUAAAUGCAUGACCUCAACACAUGCAGGAGUAUUGUUAGAAAAAUGCUGGUCAGCCUCUCUUGUCUUGUGUAUUAAAGCAUCUGCUUAUUUUUCCAGCGACAACUUCAGGGUAAAUACAUCAUUAACACAAUAAUUAACUUUUCUAAAUAUGCAGCUCACAUUUUAGAUGAUGACUGACUCGAGUAUUGAAAGUGCAUCUUCUACCCAGAGUUUUGUGAAAGUCUUUGCAGAGUCAGGUCCUUGCUGUGGAUAUUUCUCCAGAUAUUAGCCCUGCAGGCUGCUAAACAGACCGACCUGGGACGUCACGGUGACAGUGAUGGACUGGGCUGACAGGAGCAGGUGCUGUUGACUUUAUGCUGACAGUUUGUUCUUUGGGCCCAUCUGGUACUACUGUUGUUUUUGCAAAGAGAGAUAUUUGUUAUUGGGCUUAAACAAGUCCACAGAGUAGUCCUGAUGAGCUGAAGGAGCGUGUAAGCUUUCCUUGACUGGUCCUUGGUGCAAAAAUAUCGUGAUGGGUCGAUUCAGUUCUUGAUGAACACAGUCAACCUCUCUGCAGCUGUAGGAGUGAAGUUCUGGUCAAUGAAAGACCCAUUUCAUAAUUCAUCAAACAAUGAGUGUGGUCUAGACCUGCUCUUUUUCUUUGGAAAGCGUCUUGGAAUGACAACUGUUGUGAAUUGGCACCAUAUAAAUAAAAUUUGAUUUGAUUUGAUUGAUUUCUUAAUAAACAGUAGUUACAGUAUUCUGUUCAAACAGACUUGUACCUAAUGUAAACAUAGAGGCACAGUGUGAAGAAAUGGAAGUAUGUGGCUAUCAGAUUGUCGCUUGUAUCACUCCCCUACUCUCCCCUCCUGUUGGUGAAGUGGCAUUGGCCUUCAAAGUCAAGACGCUCCUGUGAUGAAUGUGGAGAAUGAUCUCAGUUCAUCAGGUUUUAACAAAUAUCAAUACUUGAUAUGGGUGCAAACUCUGUAGCACUCAACAGCCACUUUCUUCUACACUGUUUGCUGUUCCUUGUCUGAUCUUUGCUCUGGUGGUGGUGCAAGAUGGAGGACAACAAGUGGGUAGAAGAUUUCAAAGGCUUGUUUUGAAUAAUAAGACAAAAGGCUGUGAUAGGGCUCUGGGGGGAGUUGUGUGGGUGACCUUUCUGAGUGUGGAGUUUGGGCUAAAAGUAGACUCCAAUUCUAGAAGUCUAACCAUUUUCAUGAAGGACCUGUGUUUUUGUAGCAGGACUCACAUCAAUCUCAGUUUUAAGUCUCUUCCCUUUACUUUUGUUUCCUGUCUUGGGUGAGUGGGUACGGUUGUGUGGUUGUUCUCGUGAAGAUCUCUUGUGCCUUUCUGAGACGUUUGGUUUGUCUGAUUGAUGAUUUUAGAUGUUUGGGUGUUGUUUGGCAUGAAGAUGAAAUCAUUCACACUAACUGUCUGGGCAUGAUGCUGUGCCCGCAGCUGAAGUUCUAACCUGCCUGAUUUCAGGAAGCUUCAUUAACGUUUUGGUUGUGGGCCUGAACAGCCGCUGGUUCUGACGUGUGCUGGUGCCCCUUCAGGGAGUUUGUGCUGCGGGAUCAUAAUAUAGACGGAGCAUGAUGAAACACAUUGUGGAGCUGGAGCUGCACUCUAAGCUAACAAAAGAAACCAGACCAUUCUCCAGUGAAACCUGAGCCAAUGGUGCAGUCAAAUCUGCAGUAUUUCUCACACAUUUUAAAGCGCUUUCAUGUACUGUACAUGAUAAAAAAUCAAUUCAACACUUGAUCUCAAACUGAAUUUAUCCCUGAAGCUCUUCAUGUGCCUAAAGCUGCAAACUGAGCUGCUGCUGAUAGAGGCUCAGUGCUUUUUCAGGAGCUAGUCUUGUUGUAAAGUUUGGACUACUUUAGGGUUUUGGAUUACACCAAACCAGAACUGAAUUAUGAGCACAGGUUUCCUCCAAACAGAACUGGGACUUACAGUCGGUAAACUGAAUAACAUGACUAUGAAAACGUCAGUGUCCAUACGACAAACUGUAGUGGACACAGGAUCUGAGGAUUACAAAGUUCACUCCUCUGUUAGCUGAUUUAUACCUCACUGUGCAUAAUACAGCAGUGUUUGCAGCUUGUUUUACUGUCCUGCAUCAAGAUCAGUUUUAAAGUCAUUCACAGCAGACAGCUAAAUGAACCUUUGGGAAGAUUCCUGUUAGUGGAGUCCUGUUAGUCCUCUGCUGUACAGGAACAUGGGGGAGGAGGAAGACUGCAGGGACAGGUGGAGGAUGGCAGAGGGAAUGAUGAGGAUCUCUGCAGGAUGAUAACAUUGAAGAAAGGUAGAUUUUACCCAGAUAGCUGUUGUCACAUUGUUAAGUUGGGGUGCAGUCAGUAGUAAUGAUCAAAUAUCAGGCGAGCAGGUGGUGUUAUUUAUAGUGCGCAAAGACUCGAACAAUCCUGAGUUGUGGAAAAGAAUAAAUGAGUGCUCGCUGCGGGUCUGGUCCUUCCUGAAAAGCCUUUUCACAGACCAGCAGCUCAGUCUGCCAGCUCAUGCUCCUGCCUCUCCUCUUUACACCACCUCCUUCUACCUCUCUCUCUCUAAUUGUAUGUUUGCUCUGACUGCAGUGUUGCUGGUGUGUUCCUUUUCUCCUCUUCUUUUCCUCAUGUACAAACCACAGUCUUCACUUUUAGUCAAAUAGCUAACCAGGCUGUGCUACUAUUGUAUAUGCUGUAUACAGGUUAGAGUGUGUGUGUGUGUGCAUGCGUGCAUGCGUGCGUGCAGGGAUGAUUCGGGUCACUUACAAAGUAGCAAAGAAGAAACCAAAGUAUAAUUGUGAUUUCCCAGCAAACAUGGAGGGAUGUGGGUUUUGGUGUUUUCAGUGGGAGACUCUGUAAAUGUGGCUAAUUUUGAAAGAAUGUGUAUUAGAUAGUAUCUGAUGUGCUGUACGGACUGAUAAGAGUGAAUAGGAGCCUCAGUUCUUCUUCUACAGAAAAAACUCUACAGUGAUAAGUGGAUGUUUGAGCAGCUGUGGGAUGAUAAACAGGAUUUAUCCUCUGCAGCAGAAUUAAAACACAUUCCCUGGUCUCUCUCUCUCUCUCUCUCUCUCUCUCUCUCUCUCUCUCUCUCUCUCUCUCUCUCUCUCUCUCUCUCUCUCUCUCUCUCUCUCUCUCUCUCUCUCUCUCUCUCUCUCUCUCUCUCUCUCUCUCUCUCUCUCUCUCUCUCUCUCUCUCUCUCUCUCAGCGUCUGCUUUCUCCUCCUCUUUUGUCUCUCUGCCCUCUCCUCCUUCCUGUUGGCUGUGCCAAAGCUGCUGGCAUUUACUGGCACUGUGAAGCUCUGCCACUGAAGGCCUCAGUCAUGCUCUCUCCUCCCUCCUCCCACUCCUCUCCCCUUCUUUCUCCUUCUCUGUCCUUCAGCUCUUAGGAAGCCCUGACAAGAAUCGAAUGCUGGGAAAUGUAGCUUAAUCCAAGACAAUGUGAAUACAUAAAGUUAAUUAAAAACCCUUUCCUGACAGACAACAGUCUUCAGCUUUGCUACAACUUAUAUGAUCAAGUUUUUUUUUCUCAUAUCACCGCUGUAAAAACAGGUGAAACUGAUACUGUAGACGUCAGCACACACUGAUCUGAUAGCAGCUGAUUCAGUUGUUGUAGCCAAAAGCUUAAUGCUGGACCAACCUGUUUAAUUCAAGUCUGAGGCCUUUUUUCCACAUAUAGCACUCCUGAUAAAUUUCCCAUGUUAUCCAGCGGGGCUGGGCAGUGUCAGCUGAAAUAAAACUCUUUUCUUACUGAUUAGUCUCCUCAAAAUUAACCUUUACAAGAUAAAGACAUGAACCGAACCCCGAAACUACCAAAACCUUUUUCCGUCAGGUUGACUUGAUGUGAGAAACCAGCAGGUUAUAAUCCUCCUCACUGAGCAGGUGAGUGAGGUGAUGAUGCUACUGUUCAUUUUGAGUGAAGUUUCUCUGCUGUGAGCCUCAGCUGUCUGUCUUACAUCGUAUUUUCCUCUGCUGUGUUUGUGCUGUAGUAACGUCUCUCUCAUAGUGAAAUUAACAAGGAAACAGGAGCUUUUACUGAACAGUCCUCACUCAAACCAGGCUGAGAAUCAGAGCUUAUCUGACAGAGGAAACCCCCUGCUGUUGGAUGCAUGGGUAAAUGGCACAUUUUUGCGACACAUCAGGGCCUGGAUGUCUUCAGAUUUUCCAGAAACUGUCAGCAUGAGUGCCCUCUUUUGUCUGAGUGUGGACUUUGUCAAAACCUGGUAUGCCAUCCUGAUGGGCAGGCCUCCCUGGACAGGUUCAAAUCCUGUUUGUGACACUAAAUUGACAGUGAGAGAUGUUUUCUCCUGAAAGUCAUUAUGGUGCCCAGAGGUAGAUUGGGAUUAUCUCAAGAUUUAUUCACAUCUGAGAGGAAGAUUGCAGCGGAGAAUCGACCAUGAUUGGCUGGGAAUAAAUCUUUAGAUAAUUCCAGUCUGCCACUUGUUGCCGUAUUUAACCCUAAGAAGGAAACAUCUCCUACUAUCAGUUUGUUAUUGAAGUACUGCGUUUGGGCAAAGGCAACCCAUCAUGAGCAGAAAAAAAGCUUAAAUAAGGGUUCAGUGAAAAAAAGGUGCUUUUGCAGACAUGUUGCCCUUGUUUUAUUUACAAAGCACUCUACUGAUGGUUUAAAACUGACAAAACAACCAGAUGAACCUUCCAGGAAGUCCAGGAGCAGUCAUGCAUCAGUCUCAGCACUUUCUGCUGGUUUCUCUUUCUCCUUGCACUCAAAGAAAAAACGUGAUCCACCAGCAACCUUUAAACUGAUGACAUGUCCUCUAUAUCACUGACACUGUCAGUUGUAUGGAGCAGGAUUGCACUUGAAAGAAACAGAACAGCUGUUUUGAUGUAGGGCAGUAAAUACAGGGUGAGAGUUUAAUGCAUAAGUAUCAGGGUUUAAGAAUUUUCACAGUUUUCGCCAAAGUCAUCCACCAGAUGUGUGUGAACAUUGCACACUUAGCCAGAUGUGAUGACCUUAUGUUGUUGUAAGCUAAUCUUAAUGCCCUGAUGAUUAGCAUCAGCCAUAGAUGCAAGAACUCCUCUCCAGGCAUGUUGCUGCCUGCAGUUUCUGAGCGAGAUGUGAGUCAGAACAUUUUCCUCCUGCUGGACUCAGGUCCUGAAGAUGGCCGAAACAUUCAGUUUCAGAAUUCUAAAGGACUGGACCAGAGAGAGCCCACUGAUCAUCUAUCUGUCCGCCAACCCAGGCUGAUACAUCCAUCACAAAGGACUUUAUGAUUGACUCGUACAGACUGAAACAAAGUUUGGAUAUGACCUCUUACCUUUGUGUAGUGACCUCAUCCUGCCGGAGCAACCUGAGGCUUCAGUCCAGCAUCCACUCUCAUCCCAGCAAUGCAGCUGCUACACACUGUGUGUGUGUGUGUGUGUGUGUGUGUGUGUGUGUGUGUGUGUGUGUGUGUGUGUGUGUGUGUGUGUGUGUGUGUGUGUGUGUGUGUGUGUGUGUGUGUGUGUGUGUGUGUGUGUGUGUGCUUUCAUGAUAACACAUCUGGUGCAGCAGUGAUGAGUGAACAUGUCAUCAACAGGAGCAGCUGUAAGUUUAUUCAACAAACACAUUUCUGCCUCUGUGUGUGUGUGUGUGUGUGUGUGUGUGUGUGUGUGUGUGUGUGUGUGUGUGUGUGUGUGUGUGUGUGUGUGUGUGUGUGUGUGUGUGUGUGUGUGUGUGUGUGUGUGUGUGUGUGUGUGUGUGUGUGUCUGUGUGUGUCUGUGUGUGUGUGUCACAGCAGGCAGCGUUUCUAUGGGCCAGUGUCUCCACUUUUCCCCCUUACAUGGUGUCUGUGCAGGUGUCUGUUUUUCUGCUGCUUCAAGGGAUCUUCUACAAGGACGAUCACUCAUUUCUGCAAUAACAUGGACGUUUUUUGGACAGUGUCUCUCAAACACUGGCAUCUAAGGGUCAGUGCCAACACAGACAUUUUUCUCAGGCUCGUAUUGAUUUGAGGUGGAAGAGGAAGCCUGUGAAUUGACAGGAUAAAGGCAGUUACAGCUUGUUAACUGAAACAACUACUUGACUGUAGAGAAGUAAUUAGUCAGCUGUUUGUCAAAGGAGGUGCCUGUGAAUAGCCCAGUAAAAGAAUAGAAUAGAAUAGCCUUUAUUGUCGUUAUGUAGGUUCUAUUCACAACAAAACUGGAGAGGCUUCUCCUCAGGUGUGUUAUAAUAUAAAUAUGAAUAUGUUUGCCUAGCAAAUAGUCUUAAAAAUAACUUACAAGUCUAAAAAAGACAGACAAAUAAUCAGCACUACAUUAAUGGCAUGAAAUAUUUCAGGGAAAAAUUAACAAAUUCUCAGAAUUUAUAAAAAAGAAAAAAAAGGGGCAGAAAGUUUACGUAAAGUAAUGAUAGGAGCACCUUUUGUCUUUGAGAUUAGUGCUUUUGGUUCUGACUGAUCAUAGUCAUGUAUCAGAGAAUAAAGGUUUUAGUUUGAGUAUUGUUAAAGUUGUAAUGACUUAAAAGCGAAGGAGUCAUGUGUAUGUUUACAGUCUGUAAAAUAACGACACAAAGAAUGAGAUGUACACCUCCUCCUCUUUAUGUAGAAUGUCAUAAAAAUGACCAGCUUGCAUCAUAUAAGAUGAUAAAAUAGAUAAAUUGAUUGUUUAGGAUUAGGCCUCUGUAUGCUGGUCAUUACCCAGUGAUGGGACCCUCUGUGAUGGGAGGAAACCAUGGUAAUUCAAUGUGAAACAAAGACUCUCUAAUCCUAUUGUGAGGUGAAAGUUUUCCAAGAGUGAGGCUUUUGUUGGCAGUAGUUUGUGCAGAAAGUGCUCCCAUUAGUUAGUACAAAUAAUCAAAUAUGUAACUCCACUGCUGUGUGUAAACUUUUAAAUCAAAAUGAGGACUUGCUGUUUGACCGGAAAAGAAACUGUCUGGGAGCAGGCAGUCGGUGCUGGCAGAUCUGCAGCCAUGAGACCGGCCCAUUCACUCUGCUCAAUUCGCCAAAUGCGCCAUCACAGUCAAUCACAGCGGUGUUGUUAAGCCUCCAGCAUCCAAUUAGAGGAGAUUAUCUUCUAAGAGUCUUACAAUGAGCAUCCACAUCCUCACCAUGUGUUUCGUCCCCAUACAUGGAUCACAGAGGAACUGGCAAUGACACCACCAUGUUCACCACAGUGUCUACCUGAAAGCCGUAUGUUGAUGUUGUGUACGAAGGAUUUCACAUGGAUGUUAUACCGCAGUGUUUGCCUUCUGGAAACAGAGUUCAGGUGUGACUGUUCAGCUGUUUUAACUGGAGCUGCAGACAUCAAUACAACCACAGAACACCACACGGUGAUCUUCCAGAGGGUCACGAAAAACAGCAUGAUUAAUAAAUCUCACCAUAGAUGGUUUUGAAAAAAGUCAUGAUGGUGAUGAUAAAGGAGACACCUGACCACUGAUAUGACCCUCAGAAUUUCGUUCAGGUUCAGUGGGAUCUUGUUUUGUAAAGACAGCAAAAGAAAUCUGAAACAAAUGAAAUGAUCAUGACAGAAGUUAUUUGUCUUUACAUUUCAGUUCCAGGGAUGUGCAUGUUCAAUUUAACCCACCAUUAAGGACCAGACAUCUUAGUUGGUGAAACGAGUUGUAAUAAUUAGGGUAUUGUUGGCCUGAAAUAUAGGUCAUAUGUCAUGUCUAAGCUGUAGCACAUUAGCAGGAGCUGGAGCUUGGCAAUGGCUUCUACCAUCAUGUUAUAAUGCUCUAUGACCUGGAUGGAAAGAACCAUAGAUGACAGAUGGGAUCUCAUAGUUUGACGAAGUUUGUCAGUAUUUUGUUCAUCUAGAAAAUAGAGAUAAAGUUGUGUGUUAGUUGUGUCUGGUUUGGCUCUAGCAUUGUGUAACCAGCACAGGCAUGUGAACAUUAACCUACAUAGAGGACCAAAGGCUGGUGGUGCUUAAUUAACAUUAAUUCACAUCAUUAGAGGAAUAUCCUAAUCCUGAACUACCCAGAUCUAUGUACAUGAGCUGAAAAGGUCAGGUCUGCAGACUCGUGUAGACAUGGACCUUUGUCUGUUCACAGAUGUGUGCUAUUAUAAGUUUGCUAUUAUAAGUUUUUACAGAAAGGAGUCCAGGAGAGAGAGCGUCCUCGGGAUGCAGUUAUCCUCACACUUCACUUUGAUACGGCUGAAAUCAAGGUAGAGAUCUUGUUUGGUUAAGUCCUUCAUGUUAGCGGAGUGUAUUUAGCAGCUUAACUUGAAGCACAUGAUACUGUGCCUGCUGACUGGAGCUUCACUGUGUUUGUUUAUUUAGAGGAAUGUCCUCUCCUUCAUGGUAGAUGCUGGGCUGAUUUAACACAAGGCUGUGAGAAGAGGACAUUCCCUUUCUAACUCCAUGCAUGCUGUUUUGAAGUGUCGAGCUCAGCACUUUGGCUGUGGCUGUCUUACUAAUUUGGAGCCAAACUUGGACCACCAUGACAUUGAUUGAGAUGCUAAUUCUGACUGAUAGAAAGAAGGCUUUUAGACCAGACAUACUCACGAGAGAGAAUGACCACCUAUAACCGCUCACUGUGUCUUUAGAUCAACCCCACUCUGAUCAAGAUGGAACAGAUUUCACUGAGUAUUUUACUAAAAAUGGGAUGAUGCUUUACAAAAUGUUCAGAAUGAAGUGUAAUGAAGAAGAAGAAGACUGAAAACAAAAGAUUCAGACAUAAAGUCAUUGCUUUUGUCAGCUGUCAAUCCCUGUUAGGCUAUACCAGUUGUGUUUUGAGCUCAAACUGAAAUGACUUGAAUUUAAUUUUCUAAUUUCAGUUGCUUUAUUUUCAGAUUGUAGAAAAAUACUUUUAUUUUGAAAGGAAGAAUGAUGCUGCUUCUAGAAAGUACAAAACAAAUAACGAAAAAAAACAGUUGUCCCCAAUUUCCACUGCAUCUGUAACGGCUACAAAAAGGCCAUAUCCACAGAUCGUAGCUGACCGUAAACUUUCAAGUUAAUGUGUCAAUUUUCACCGGCUUCUUUUCGUUCCGCUGCAGAUCGCCGGACUCCGCAGCUGUUCGCAAGAGUUCUUUUUUUCCAGACGCUGUAGCAUGCCAGAUAAAUUCAGCACAGAUUCGCCUGUGCUGGAUAGGAAGUCGAGCACAGACACAAAAUAAAACAUCUGGUUCUUUUCAAAAUAAAACACUCCGCGUUUCAGGCGGAUCGUAUUUCACGCUAUGCAAAUGGGUGGAGACAAACAAGUUAAAGGUUUUUAAACAGCAUUUCACCCGAUGACACCAUGGAUGAGGAGAUGCUGAUUCUAUAAGUCUAGUAAGACUUAGAAUAAGUUUAUAAGAAGUAGAUUUCCUCCUCUGGAAGGACACAAUCUACUGCUUAUAUGGUUAUGUGGCUGUCUUUACAGAGACAACUUGUUAUCUCGGGAUUGCACGUAAAUUCGCGAGUUCUUGUGAGUUCUUGCGAUUCCCGCCACCCCGUAAUCCGCCUCACAAACAGAUCCUGAGGGCAUUGGCGGAUGGCAAAAAUCACUGCUGUUCCGGAUCUGAGCCAUUCCGGACGCGGUGGAAAUUAAGGGGUAAGGAAGAAUUAGAGCUGCAAGAUUAAUCGUCAAAUUGAUUUGCCUCUAUGUCAUGUCUCGUGCCUCCAGGUCACCGUAGGCUAUCCCUUCCUGUGGGAGUGCUCCUCAGUUCCCACACUCACACCAUUCAGAACAAACAUGGCAUUUGCAAAAGAAGGUGAUAAUUUCAUGGCUAAAUAGGAAAAGAGAGAGUCAGACGUGUGGAAUUGGAAGCCAAUGUAAUGAACUACUUCUGUGUCACUACUGUGAGUGAGUGAGUGAGUGAGUGAGCGAGUGAGCGAGUGAGCGAGUGAGCGAGUGAGCGAGUGAGCGAGUGAGCGAGUGAGUGAGCGAGCUAGUUAGUUAGUUAGUCUGUAUUCCCAUAUGCUCUCUUUGUUUUUCUUCUGGCAGUGGAUUCUGUCUUUUUGUAGAGGGUUCAUUUGAUUGUCUGUUCUCUAAAUCAGUUUUCCUUCUACACCCUGUUUGGAUGCAGGUGAGAUAAACUUUUCUUGAAACAUAUUUUCCCCUUGAGUAAUACUCCGUCUCUGCAUCCAGACAGUUUUGGUUUAAUUGGCCUGCGUGUUUAUUUUGGGCUUAUAAAGCUCUAGUGGGGCAGAUUUCAGCCAACAUGUGACAAGCUAAAUAUGGUGAGCCUGUGAAACAUUCACUUCACCUUGUUACCUUAGAAAUAAGAAACUGUGCGAGUGGGACACUUACUCGUUUUCACCAAUCAGUCAAGAAAGGGAGUACACAUCAUAUUGUCUCUAUACAUCUUUAAAAAACUCUAUGGAAACCAGAUUUUCUGUGUUUUGUGAAUACAGUAAAAUUGUGGCAAUAAAAAAAGAGCUGAAUGUUAUCUUUAGGAUCACAGUGGUCUUAGUCACCAGGUCAUAGUUGAGUAUUUCAGUACUGUGACGCAGACUGAGGAGGUACAUUUGUCUGGAGCUGCUCCCUGCAGAGAAAAAAAAUCAGUCGUUCAUGUUGAGGUUUGGGUGGAAAAUCAAAAAUGCUGGCAUUCUUUAAAUUCCUGCAGCCUCCCAUGCAGACCAUACUGAUGUGGUCAGCCUGGACAAAUACUGACAUGUUUGUUGGGCCUUAUUUCUGUAUUCAGACAAACAUGAGGGACAAAAAAAUUCUCUUCUGCUGUGAGAAAAGCUACACUGUCUCUUUAAAUUCUCCAAUUAUCGCUGAAGCCCUAGACAUAAAGCUAUGUUGUACCUCUCUGUCCUCCAUCUGGUCUGGUGCUGGUUUGAGUGCUGAAGAGACAGGUCAUCUCUGUGCAGCAUAAUGAGACAUGGAAACACAGCUGCUGAGAUCCCGAAUUGAAUUAGCCAUCAGUGUGUCAGGGGUGGAGAAAGUCAGAUUCAUGCAUAUGGACUCAGAGGAGCAGGAAUUUGUCAGCCCUCGUGCAGAGAGCUGUGUGUGGCUGUGCGAUCAGAAAGCUGUCUUUGUCAGGAUGGAGAGGGUCUCAGGGCUCAGGUUACUGCUGGGCAGAUGACAGGAAAGGAGAGGGGAGAGAGAAGGAUCAGUGAUCAUCAAAGACACAAGGACGAUUGUCCUCAGGCAUGACAUGAAGAUGAAUAAGGAUGCUACCAGGUUUAUUUCUGCAUCAGCAGCUCGCAGAACAGUGUGGGAUUUUAUUUUUCAGAAGACACCGGUUGACGCAAAUUUUCUUCAAUCUUGACCAUUACCAUGGAAGCCAAAUACAAUGAUCUGACUGAGAUGUGCAUGUGCAUGUGCAUGUGCGUGUACCAACUAUUAUUGAAAUGUCCAGUUGGCAAAUGUGGAGAUGGGUGUUUCAUUGAAACUGCCUUAGCCUCCCUUGGGUCUUUGCUGCUGCCUUGAUUGAUCUGAAGUUAAAGCAGGUAACAGGGCUUGACACUAACUUUUUUCACAAGGAGCACAUGUGCUCCUAAGUUGAAAAAGUAAGGAGCACAUAAAGAACUUUAGGGGCACAAUGAAAAUUGAUCAAAUAAUGUGUGUACUAUUACUUGACAUAAAUAUUGUUACUUGAAAUCAAUUUUUGGUCUUUUGGUCACAUGCAAUGGAAGCUAUUGAAGGGAAACAGCCUUUUUCGAGAACAUCAACUAAUGAUCUAUUGAUGGUUCCUUAUUUAACACCUGACGUUGACAGUGAGGGGGCUGAGUAGUUUUAACCGAGCAGCUGUUGCUAUUCUUGAUUAUGGAGAGUGAGAAGACACCGUUAGAUCCGCAGUGAAUGUCCGUCGGAUAUCCAACCAAAAACUAACUUCACCGCGUUAUUUACAUGAAAAAGCAUUAGUUGCCUCUGCUGAUUUUUUUUUUUUUUUUCAAGCGCACAUGUGCCCCUAAAUACAUUUUACAAUUCGCACACAUCUAAUUUUAGUCGCAAAUGCGAGUAAAACGGUCGCACUGUUGAGCCCUGGAUAAAUUAUGUAUCAGCAAUUAUUCUGCCCUCGCUCCGGAAACAGACGUGACAAGAGGCAUCAUGUAUCUGCCUGUCUCACUGUACUCAUUUUAGAGACGGGCUAUCCAAAGACAAUGACCUGCAAACACCCACUUGGACUCAAAAUUGAUUUGAUAAGAUUUGGGGAGAUCAAAAGUCAUGUUUUACGGCACAUUUAGCAGUGUUAGUCAGAUUUGACCAACCUUGUGAAAGUGCAGGCUGACAGAGGACAUCUGGGUAAAGAUGACAGCAGGUUGCUCUAAAAUCUCAGAGUUUAUUCUGACAGUGUGAAGGACAUUUUCAGAUGAUUUUGUACUGUUUCUGUACUGUGUCCUGGCCUUCUCACUCCUCCCCACCACUUAAUUACUGUUUUUCCAUCUCCAGUCUGCAUGAAUCCAUGAGAAAGCACUCAUCUUCAUGGCUCUCCUCUGUCUCAUUGUAAAGAGUUUGUUUCCUGCAGUGUUCAGAGAUGAUUUCAUCAUCACAGUUACUUCAGAGAGAGGAUGACACCAUGCAAGUUUGAUGACUGGUACCUUUUAUGACCAGAACAAAACAAUGAAGUGAUUACAGUGCUGUACAUGUACUGAUAACAAAUGACAAAGCAAGAAAGCAUUUUGUCAAACAUGUAGAAAUGAUCCAGUUUAUGAUUUAUAAAAGAUUUAGUGCAACUUUGACAAGUUACUUUUAAACUCCGAGGAAAGAAAGAAGAAAUGAUCUGCCUGAUUGAGGAUUUCACUGAUGAGUUGUCAUCACAUGUUCAAAGGAUCGAUGGAAAAGUUCAGUUGAAGUUUUUAGAAAUCACUAGAAUAUUGAAGAAGAAUUCAGGAAGUCUUUUUUUUCAAGUGUGUGUGUGUGUGAUGACAUGUCAGCUGGUGUAACAGAAUGACUUAAAGAGGACAGUGAACACAUGAAUGAAGGGGUUUGUGUGCUGGGUGUGUCCUCAGAUGACACGAACAUUAAAGAACUCGAGUGUGCUGAGCAGGCUAGCAGAAAACCGCACCAGACUCACUCGCUCUUGGCACAAAGGUCGCAGUAUGCCGAUCGGCAUCACCACACCCUCCACUCGCUCUGCCUCCAGGAGGAAAAAACUUAGUAUGUCCCAGAAAACACCAGAUCAUCCCUCAAGUGCUGUGUUCUCAUCAUGGGAGGAACGAGAAAGAGGAACCUUUAGAGACGGCUGAUCUGCUUUAAGACACACGUGAAUGUGAUCAACUACGGUUAGUUUUUAGGUCUAGAACAAAUAUCAGUAAUUCUUCUCCUGCUAUCCCUGGUCUCUAUAGGAGGAGGACACUGUGUCUUUGUGUAUGUGUCCAUGAGCAGCAUUUCUCAGACUGAUUGCAUUCUUAGUCUGUGAAUCUCUGAGGGACAAGGUCUGCUGAGCCCAGAGUCCUGCAGGCUGCAGAGGGAGACUGGCAGACAGGAAGGGAAAACUGUGAGAAACUCAUCAGGUCUGUGAAACACACGGCUGACUCUGUGCUGAUUGUAUUCUGUCCCUGAUGUCCUCGUCUCAGUGCAGAGCUGAGUAAGCUGCAGACUCAUACCCGACUGCUCCUCAAAGACUGCUAUCAGCAGGACUGUGUUGGUGUCCUGCUGGCUCAUAGUGGCUGUUUUCACAUCUAUGAUGGUGGCUCGGGGGCCUGUGUAAGUCUCUUUACUUGUUGUGUAUCACCUGUUGAAGUCCGCUGAACUAGUACAAGUCCAUAGAAUCUGUCCAAGUGAAGAGGUCAUCUCAGUCAAUAAACCAGGGGUCGGGUUAACAACGCUGUCUGUCAAUACAAUAACUGGUUGACCACUAAUGGUUGCGCAAAUAAGAAUCCAGACAAGGUUGGUGAAGCAGAACUUGCUCUACAUUAUGCCACUGGCAAUCCCAGCAGGAGCAGAAAAAUGAUCAACAAGUUGAUCCAAAUAAACCAGAAUUUUUUGAGGCAAAGAGGUGGAGUUGGGGCGGCCCUUUAGCCUCCUAAACAAACCUUAUCAACUUGAUUUAUAAAAAUCUAAUAAGUGACAGAAAAGCAUAGACUGUAUAUACUAUGGACAACUUGGUUCCGCCUACCGCCUGUAUACGGAUUUGAAGCCAAAUAGCUCUCGGUAUUUCUGCGAUUUUUCUUCAUUUCCUUAAACCAGCGCUGCGCAGUCGCUGUGAUGACGCUCGGCUCAAACAGCGUAUCCCUCGGGAGAGCUACGCAAUCCCUGAACGCCCAUAGGCUGUAUCAGGUGUCAAUCAUAGAAAACAUGAACCCCCUAAUAACUUUUAAAAACGGAGCUUUACAGAAAAAAAGAGGACUUGAGCCCAAACCAGUCUUACAAUAACUACAUGUCAACAUCACAAGCAGGGGGGAGAAAAAAUUAUGUUCUGUGUAAUAAAUUUCUAAAGUUUGUCCACAGCUCCAUAAGCUUUGCUGGCGGAGGCGGGAUUUAUGACCCAUACUGCAGCCCAUCAACAGAGGGUGCUGUUCUUGGAGUGGCUUCAACCAGCAAGGAGGCAGACUCUGUCCAUUCUAUAUACAGUCUAUGCAGAAAAGUCAACUCCUGUACAAUAUGUGCAGAUAGAGAAAAAAGCUAUCCUAUUUAUGUGGAGCAUGCCUCAAGUGAACACCUGAGGAAUUGCAGUUUUUUUUAGCGCUGCCAUCCUGGCUUCAUGACUGAAGACCUGAAUUUAUAGCACCUUUGUAGAAAUCUGAACCUCAUAGAUGCUCUUAAAACUGGGAGUGGAUCCACCUUUCUGAAGAGGUGGAUGGGAUCCAGCAGCUUCAGUAGAGAUGGGUUUGAAACCAAAUAUGUGAUCAGGUUGUGUCUGUUGUGGCCUUUGUUGUGUGAACUCAUAAGACAGUUUGGAUAUGGUAGAGUUGAUCUGAUACAUAUCCAGCUUUUAUCUGGUGUUGAUUUUGUCCUAUUUAAAUACAGAGGAGGAAUAAUAAUAUUUUAAAGGUGUGAUGUUUUAAAGGAAAAAAAAAAGGUUGAUUCUUCAGUCGCUUGGUCUCAGUCUCUGUUGAAUAGUUUUCAGGAUGGUCCCAGGACUUAGCCUGGAGCCUAGAGACUGACGUUAAGUAAAGGCCUGAGUCUCCUCACAGCUUCAACAGCUCUAGAGCUCGUCCACAUCAAACAUUUUCAGUUGUUGACAUAUGCGUAUGAGCUGCUAUUUAAUAAUGCACUUUAAUGACAGGCAGUGUGGACAGCUCUGAGCUGUGAGCAGACGGACUGUCGCUGCCUUCAGCUCCACUAUGAAGAGAGAGAAAGAGAAAGGAAGAGAGGGAGGAGGAACAUCUUGCCUAGCAGAAUAUUUGCUCUUCCCUCAUAACUGGAUAAUGACAUCUGUCAUCACCUGUUUCCUCACUCCUUAAAUUAACCUGUUCUCCACUUCCUCAGCUCCCUCCUUCCUUCUCCCUCAGAGUGUUCAGACUGUCUAGGACCACACUCAUUUUUUCCAUAUUCCCUGGCCGUUCUCUGCCUCUCCACUUUCCUCUGAGGAAAUAGUUGUCUCACCAAAUCCACAGGUUAUGACGAGGCAAAUCCUCAAACCAGCGUUAGCUUCUUGCCUUUUUUCACCCUCUGUUGCCAUGUGGAGGAAGUGUGCCAGCAGACCCUGACAUGUUGCUGAUAAAUGGAUCAGGACAGCACCUAUCUGCACUGUGGGUAAGAAACACAGAGCUGACAGGUGAGGGACAAGCUAUCCAGAAGCUUCUGGACAAACAAUGCUGCUGUUAGCAUUCAGGUCAGAGAUGAGACACUUUUUUAACCACAUGGUUUGACUCACGGAGUCUUUGAAAACAGACCUGUUUGAAAGACACAGAGAAGCAUGGUGUGAGAAUAAAGGCGAUGAAACAGGUUUAAAAGGGAGCGCAGUGAUGUCAUUUCAAAGUUUUUUUAAAGCCGUGGUCAGCAUCACACCCUGCUGUUCACAUGACAGUGAGCAGAGAUUUGUUUCACUUAGGAUGCAUUAUAUUCAUGCAUGAUGUAACAAAAUAUCUAUCCAAACAAAUCAGGGACUUCUCUGAGACCACACUUAUAUAUCUGAGUAUUUUUCACUGCAGUUAGACCUCCAGAAUGGGUUUGUACUUCAGGGUUAUUUCAUAAUAUAGUGUCCCAAACAUUGAAAGAGUGAGCACUGGUCAGGCGGUUUUAUACUCAUGUAUAUUCUAGGUUUAAUGUUAAUCCAGCAGGCACAUCCUUAUAUGCAAUAUCAAGCUUACAAGUCAGGAUCAAUGGGGUCUUUAUUACUUUCUCUCUCUCUCUCUCUCUCUCACACACACACACACACACACACACACACACACACACACACACACACACACACACACACACACACACACACACACACACACACACACACACAGGGUGAGAAGUGUCAGCUUUGGAGCUUCCCCUAAUACAUCAUUAUCAAUGAAGGUGUGUCCUUGUCAGGUUAGAUUUCUGCUGCUGCUCAUGGUGAGUGAAGAACAUACAGGUGUACACAUGGGUGUGCAGAACAGGGGGCUAAAAACACAAUCAGUACAAUCUGGGAACAAAUUUGUUCUUAUCUGGCAAUCCUGUGCAACCUGUCAGGGAUUCAGUGUUUCCAUCAUUCAGAACAUAAGACCAACAAUCCUCUCUCUGUGUGCUGCUUGUUUUCAUGGUCCAUCCAAAAGAAGCUCCUGAAGCUUCUUUCGAAGAUGUCUAACAGCAAAUACUGUAUAUUCAGCAGCGCCUGCGUGCAGAUGUCUAUCAUCUAUCAUUGUUGAAUUACCACAGUUGGCCUUUGGACUUGCAAUAUAUGGAUUCAGCUUUCAUGACUGUAUGUGUGUUACAACCUAACAGAGUUUUUGUUUCACAAAUACUGUCCUAGAUAUACAACAACUAGAUGCUAAAGCAGAAAACUGAAUUUAAACUUGAUUAGACUGAGUUUUGAGCCCCCAAGUUUACUGUCUUCACAGCGCCGCUGAGUGGAAGCUAGUCCACAGCAGAGCAGAUUGUCAGUGAUUAAUGGUGUUUAAUAUACUACUUAGUCAUUUGAUUGUGUUAUUUGUUGAACACAGCAGCCUUCUGGGCACCACUGAUCGCUCUUAUCAGUGCACAGUCAACCCAGAAAAGGUCUGCUUUCAGUCUAGGUCAGAAGUUAAUGAUAUGGCGGCCAGCUCUGUAUCUAAAAUUGGUACUGGUCUAAAAAUCCCUCUAAGUUCAUGGCCCAGUGUUUGCCACUCGCUAAGGCACAGACUAUAAAUAGACCGGGUCAAGCUCAUUAGUGUUCCAAGUGAGAGCCUUUUGGGUUUAAGAGAGAAACUCCAACCAUGUACCAAACAUUUGUUACUGUGACACUUUAAUAUGCCUGUGUGUUUGAGCCUGUGUGAAUGAGUUGUUUUCCUGGAUGCCACAAUCAGAUGGUCCAAAGCUCUGUAAAUCCAGUUAGCAGGAGCAGCAUCCCCCACAGCAACCUGCCGGCUCUGCCAGGAAACGUGCUGGGCUGCACUCACUCUCUGCAGUGACAGUGUUUCCAGCUCCUCUGCGUCUCCUCUCACCGUCAUAUCCCCGUGUCUGACAGGCGGAUAAUUUACCUGCUAGACUUCUACUGAUCAGCCCAUUUAAAGAGGUGUCACACUUGAGCCCUGAUAGCACAUGUUUGGGAUUGGGUGCCAGUCUGUGGAGCUGUAACUUCAGGAGAUCAGGAGAAAUUACAGAGAGAGCUUGCAGAAAUGUUCUCUCUGCAGUGGAUCAGGUUUGAUCAGCUUUAGCUGAAUCAGACUAAGUCUCCUUGAGUUUGUAGGAAAUUACUGAAGUGCUACUUUCUUCAUCCAUGUGGGUCCUGGUCAGUUUGAGGUCAGGAGAACAAGACAUGGUGACCAGUGGCUUGUAGGGCUCAGGGCUCAGGAGCGCUUUAAGACCCACACAGACUGAGCUCUAAAGAUGAGGAGGACACAAGCGAGGACUAAAUUGGCUGUCAAAGCUGCAACAUAUCCUUGGAAGGAAAAUGUUCCUAAUCAAAUGGUGCCCACUAAAAGUUUUAGUUUGUGUCUUUGACGGGCUUAGAUUGUUCUGCUAGGUGCCUGACAGAAAUACAGGAAGGACCCCUACAGAGGGAAAAUUUCUUGUUUUAGUAAGCACCUUUGUAACAAGAAACAACCACAUCCCUCUCCUCAAAGCAGACUCAAAUACCAGAUAAAUCAUCUGCCAAGAGUCAACAACAGCAUCUCUUUUUCAGAUUAGUUUGUCAAACGGCCAUGCAGUCCCUCACUGUCAGCUGGCACAGGGAUGGUAGUGAAGGUAUCUGAGGGGUCUUAGAGAGUUUCCCAAGCCCGCUACAUGUGUCAGUACUGACAUCUGGACCAUCAUCUGUAGCCAUCAGCAUACAGCUGUUGCUGCACUUACCCGGGGGUCAGAUGGCCAUGCAGCCGGUGGGAUCAAACAGGGACAGGGUUGUAAUUAGUGACCAACUCCGAGCACUCCCCUCUGGGCAGGUCGCUGGGCCGAGGGAGGGACUGAUCUCUGCGUGCAUGUGUCAGCGCCAACGCUAAAUUCCAGCACUGGGAAUUCAUGCAGAUAUUUGCUUUUUUUUUUUUUUUUGGUAACAGCAGUGGCACGUUUUUUUUCUGAGUCCAGUGAAAACUAGCUUUUUAACAAAAUAACUACUGCAGCUUGUUAGCCAGAGGAAAAGAGUGCAUCCUUAUGAGCUCCCUAUGACUUUCCAUCUCCACUGUGCAUGAUGCAACUGAUAAAAACAUGUCACCCAUUUACCUGUCAGGUUAAGCUUAGCACAGGUUUCAACUGUGUCAAAAUCUCUGUGGGAGAUCAACUCUUUCAAUUUAAUGAAAAAAGAGUUUGUGCAAUUCUGUCAAGUCAAAAGUGUUCACAUUUCCUGAUAUUGCAUUAAAAAUGAUUUAUCAUUUUUAUCGGAAAUCUCAGUCAGCUCUUUUCAGCCUCACACACAAACACACACACGCACACACACAUCCAGAUGGACUGAGGACAGCAAUGACACGCCCCCUUAGCUGACUGGCAUGUGACCGCAUCUCGAUGACCAUCACAUCUCCUCCACGCCUGAGAAACAAACCCACGCACACACACACACACACACACACACACACACACACACACACACACACACACACACACACACACACACACACACACACACACACACACACACUCCAGCAGCUACACAGCAGCUCCCCAAUGAAAAUACUGACAGAAACUUUAAUUCACUCCCAGACAUUGUUGUACAUUGAAAAGAGCUCCUGAUGACAAUACGUUAACCAACAUGUUGUGAAAACUGGUGGAGGAAGCAGGAAAGUUGAACUGGACACAGAAUGUGCAGCUGUAUUCAUGAAUGCAGACAUGAAUGUAACUGGAAAGCGAAAGGGUGUAUUCUCAGCAAACACAAAAAAUACAACAAUCUUACCCACACUUGACAAAGUUUGCUGUUUUUGAAAAUGUGGGACUUGAGUCUGAUUGGACAUCCCGUUGGUGACUCUCUGUGAGAUCACUCACUGUUUAAUUUUUCCGUUAUAUUUCUCCACUCAAUAGUUGAAGUGUUAUCUUGUUCUCCCUCUUUUCUUUGGAGUUUUUGAGAAGUGCAGAGGAGAAUUCCUGAAAUAGAUCCCAUCCUGGUAUCUGUCUUCUUCUUUGUCCUCCGUCACCCUCCAGAGGAAGUGGCCUCCCUCAAACACUGUGAUAAGAGCUCUUAAGCAGGCAGAGAGGAAUCAGUCUUCAAAGGGAGAUUUGCUUUCAGAAUGGAGAGAUUGUUUAGGGCAGGGACUGGGCUAAAGAUUAUAGGCUUGCACAAUUCACUUUCUUUUGUUGAGUGUGUGUGUGUCUGCGUGUAGAAACACUUGUCUCACAGCUUUCCUACACCCACGUCCCAGUUCCCGUUUUCCCUCCAGCUACCUUGGGCGGCACUCACUAAAUGCUAGCUCCAUGGACCACCAGAGCUCCACAAGUAUGCUGCUGCCCACAGCACAGCUAUAAUUACCUACAGCAAUAAAAAAAGAGAAUUUUGACCAAUAUUGGGUAGAUUUCCCUUUACUUUGAUGGAAGCUUUUAAUUUAAGCUCUAGCCUUGAUGUCAUGCUUUGGAUCUGCCCAUGCUUGGCUUCCCUUCAAGCAGGCGGACAGCUGUGAACUGCAGCUGUCUUCUUGUGCCCUCUUCUUUGGAUGCAGAGUGACUGCUGGAGAUUCGACCUGUCAGGUCAACUUCCUCCACAUCGCGUUUUAUUAAUAUGUCCUUUUAGCUGAAUAGAGCUGCUAUUAUUAAAUCUGAUGCCAUCACCAUCAGGGAUGGAACAACCUUUGGAGUUCCUCACCAAUACUGAUACCUCGGCUUUGGUAUGCUGACACCAAGAAUCAGCCAGUCUGGAAAGGAGUGGGCUACAAGAGUGAGGGGGAGGCUAGGCUUUCAUUUCCCCUCUGAUUCACUGAUCAUGUCAUGUUGUCAUAAGUUACUGCUUAAAACAAGCCAUUUCCUGAGGUGGCUGUUUCAGAAUAGCAGUAUCUUCACAAAUAAAGAAUUAGGGACUUUUAACAUGAAAAGUUUGUAGGAAAUGUAGUGUGUUUAUCUUCAAAUUAACUUCACUUUAGCAAAGCUAUAAUUAGUUGCUGAUUGUCCAGAGUUGUGAUUCUUAUUCUUAUGAGGAAGAUGCAGACUCUCGUGAGUGUGCUGGCUGCAGCUCUGCUCUGACCAGGAAGCAGCCUUGUUGAUGUUGGUCACAAAUCACUGGUUUAAUUUUUGGCCGGACACCCCAGCUGCUUCAGCAUUGAGGUCCAACUGCAUAAUGUGUCUGGGCAAAACAACAAUGCAUAGUCAAAAAACGUAUAUUAAAAACCUAUGUUUUUCAAUUGAAGGAUGAGUUUGGGAACUCUGUUUUGGCAUCAUCAGGCCCUUACGUCUUUUAAACCGACAUGAUAUAAUCAGUCCUAAACCAACUGUUGAUCUUGUUUUCUCCACCUUUGAGCCAUAGAGUGUAGUGUGCAGACAGAGCAGAGGCUUGUCUAAAGUGUCGGUCUAACAGUAUCAAUGUACCGCUCAAAUCCUGCACCCUUGGAGUCUGCCCUUGUAGGUUCUGUAAGGACGACAACUGGUGUUUUGAAACUUUAAAAAUCAUAUGUAUUUGUUGCAUGAUAUGUAAAUAUUUGCAUUAAAAAUUGGUUGUGGCGCUGGAGCUCUGGAAGUGUGACUGAAUGUCUAAUUCUGGUUGUGCAAGAUCAGACUGUUUUUUUGUUUUGUUUUUUUCCUUUAACAUAUAUGAUCCAUUUUUUAAAAUGCUGUUUUUGAUCCUGUUUAAAUCAGGGCAUUUGUGUUGAUCCAAGUCAGAGCAGCCUGAUGAUGAAACCCUGGCAGCUUAAGAAGCUCUCCUCAGAAAUUUCAUCAUAGUGUGGUCUUUCAGCAUUUUCAUUACAGAGGGGGUCUGCUUAUUAUUAGCAUUUAUACAUAUAUGCUCUGUUAUUGCCAUGGUAGCUUUCCGUGAUUUACAGCUCAAAAAACCUCUCUAUUUAUCUCAGGCUGGUAAUGGUGGAAACACUCUGUCCACUAUCCUCUGAUUGGCCAGUUCUACAUAAGCCUUGUCUGCUGUCCCCAUGCUAUGAAGUUAUCCUGUUGGAGCUAAUGACUGUGUGUUAACAAGUCCUUUCCAAUCAAUCAUUCCAAUCAAAGGACACAACAGUGUUAGACUCUAAAGAAUGGGCAGUUCAUUUCAGAACAACCUGUGCCUUUUAUUAACAUGCUGAUUAAAGCCACUCGCUCUUCUCCCUCACUGUUUACCCGUGAGGAGACGACAGACGACAGCUCAGGUGUGUGCUCACAUUCAGUUUGACCUCCAAGCAAAGUGAUUUGGAAAAUCUGGAUUAGAGGACAGCCAAUUAAUCUGAGCUUUGGCUUCAUUAGUCACUGAUGGUUGUGCAGCCGGUCAGUCAGGGAUGUACAUCUGUGUUUUGUAUCAGCUUUUUUCUGUUUAAACAAAAGUGAUCAAGUCAUGUGGUCAUUAUUUAUCAAGUAUUCAUCAUUAAUAAAAUCAGUGGCACAAAGUAGUCAGUAAUCAGUAGUAUUAGUAAGAGACACUCCUAAAAAAAAACUGAAAUCUAACCAAGAAAAUUGUCUCCUUUCUAGUCUUAAUGUCUCAUAAUACUUAACUUUAGCUGCAUUAACCUGACAGGUCCAGCUAUGAAUCUUAUGUCAAGACACUCGAGCCAAAUCAAGACGAUGAAGUCCCUAUUCAUGGUUUAUAACAAUAACAUGUUUCAUUCAUGACUAAAGUGUGCGGGGACCAUCUACAAAGUAUUAUAUCAACCAUUCAAUUAAUCUUAAUUUAUAUAGCGCUGAUUCACAACAAGUGGUAUCCCGGGACGCUUGAUAAAAAGCUGGUCUAGACCAGAUUCUGUUUACAAAGAGCCAGUGUAAAGAUGGGAUCAGACUGAGCCUCAUCCUAUAAGAUCAGACCCACUCCCAUCCCAUCUUCAACAACACGAGUGACGCACUUUAAGGCAUUUAUGAAGUUACAGUGGAGAGGAAGAACUUCCUUUAACAGGCAGAAACCUUUAGCAGAAACUGACUGAUGUUAGACAGUCAUCUGCUGAGACAGAGCUGGGUUUAGAGAGGAGAAGUAGGGAGAAGGAUAAAAAGAGAGAUGGACAGACGUGAAUCCACAUCUCUGCAGAGACUGAACAAAUACUGACAUAUGUAAUGCUGCAAAAAUAUGAAGUAACUUCACCCUGGGUUGGUGCAGUCAGUGUCAAAAUCCCUUAUUAAUGCUGUUGUCAUAUUAUGUCAAAGAGUUUGUGAAAAUAUGUGUAUGCACAGCUUGGAACUUUGCCCAAAGUAAGAGUACUUGACUUGUACUUGAUGGUAGUAGCCAAUGUACGAUCUUUUAGGAGCUGUUUUUUUAUUUUUAAAGUUUUAAGGACAGGUAGUCUGAGCAAAUUCCCCUCAGGUCCUCUGUGUGCCUGAAUAUUGAGCAGAGGAAACACACAGCAUCAGGCUUAUUAAACACUGGGUGUUGGUGCAAGACAGAAGUUAAGCAAUAGUGGAGUUCCUUUUCCAGCCUGUAUCAGGUCUCUGUGGUCACGAGUCAUCUCCCGUGGUUUUCCUUUGCAUUUGUAAUACUGAUAAGGUGCAGCAUGUGAACAUUAUAUACUCUCAUGGCUCUGUGCAGUUAGGUCUACUCGGUAGAUUAAGAUUAGACUUUCUCGUCAGUGCAAUCUCUUUGGUGGGAGGACAUGUUUUCUCUUCUCCUGCUUUGAGACAGAUGUGGUAUUCUGAGGUUAUACAAGUUUUUAUGGAGGGGGCUGCUGCUGCUCCUUCAGCUUUCAAUAAGCACCUUGCUUCUUCUCAAACACUCUCACGUUCAGUGUGUAAACACAGACCUUUGCUGGAGUCAUGUCUGUCAACUGAGGAGCAUGUUUGGUUUGGUGAAUCAUAAGAGAGACUUGGAGGAACUUCAGGAUGAGGCCACGUCCACCUGAGGCUGACCUCUGCACAGCAGUCGGGUGGAUCCCAUGAGCCUGUAGGAUAGUUUACUAUGUUGUGAGGAGGAUCAAUAUCUCUUAAGUCAAACCUGCAAAAUUAGAUCAAUUUUAGAUUCCUAAUCAAUCUUACACAGAGACCGAAGUGAAUUAGAGUACGUCUCAUGUUUAGGUGAGGGAAAAACUUACGGUAUCUCCGUAGAUGAUAAGAUGUUCCGCCCAUAAAAAUGUUGUUUUUCAGACAUGAGUCAUGUCUUUAUUAUCACUAUGUACUUAAACAUCUGAAUUUGUUGAAAAUGUUGAGUUCUUUUUUAAUUUUUAAUUUACAAAUGUUGACAUUAUUAGUAGUUUGACACUCUUUUAAAUGUAUGAGAAGUCCAUAGUUUUCUUCCUGACAAUUGUUUUUUGGAGAUAAGUACUUUGGUGUCCUCCCCAAACCAUCCUAGACCAGUUGUGUUUGUCACUGCUGCUAGAUCACAAAAUUGGUCCCAAACUGGAACCCUGUGGUACUCCGCUCUCUCAGGCUCUAUAUCAUUUAUGUUGACUUACUGCUGUUUCCUUUGCACUUUGCAUAAUUACUGAGCCAUUGUAGGGCGUUGCUAUGAAAUCAGUAGAUUUUAGUGGUAAAUGUCAUGAUUAACAGCGUCAGAGGCUUUUAAAAAAAAAAAAAAAAAAAAAACGGAAAAAAUGGCACUCUAACUCUUUCUUUUUUGGCGCAGUAUGAAUCAGCAUCCAGCUCACCAAAGUUUGACUUAAUGGUGAAGUUUCAAUUUUUUUCUCUGGGAAUUUUUUUCCAUUUGGCCCUCUCUAUUGUGGAGCUGUAAUAGAGCUGUAAUAGUGCAUAUCUCCCAUCUCUCCCUGGGAGCCUAAGCUGAGGAAGACAUCUGGAUGGAGGGACUGACUGGAGGCAACAAAGGGCCUUUUCUGUGUCCUUUUACCCAGUCCUAUCCAAUCCUCAGUGGACACACAAACCAAAGGGCCUGUUCACAUUCCUCUCUUAUUAGAGCUUUCAGCAGGCUGCUGCAGUCAGAGCUCACAUGCAGCGGCAGAGCUGGGUCAUAAUGCUUUCUGCUGUGAUAAUUUUUCUGUCAUAAUGAGGUCUAAGACAAAUCAGUCCUCCAGAGGGCUCAGGUGGGCUCUCCAUGACAUCUGUGAGCAUUUCAGUCAAAUUACUGUAAAAAUGAAGGGACAAACUGUGUCACAAUAUCUGUCACAUUGAUCAUUUCAUCCACACUUUAUUUGGGAUGUCCUGGCUUCUGUGGCUCCAGAUCCUGGCCUGACUUUUUAAUCAUGAAUACAGCUGGUUCCAAGUCCUGAUCCAAUACUUGUAUUUGCCUUUAUUACAGGGUCUAGUGCUUCUUAUGGUCUUGAUGCCCUAGUCAGAGGUCAGCUCUCACAAAAGAACAUAUUUCACGGCUGUUGGAGUAGCGAUCACAUCAGCCAACAUGAGCUUUUCAAAGGGGAACACACCUCUCCAUCAAUGCCCACUGGUUUACUGUCCGAGAGGCUGAGAGAUGUUAAAUCAAUCAAUCAAUAAACCUUUUUUUUUUUACUACUUAAAGUGUUGUCAGUGGUCUUUAAAUUGUGAUUAUGAAGUUUUAAUCCAAAAUCACAUUACCUGUGUUAUUUUUAAGGGCUUUUCUUCUGCAGAGCUCCAGUAGCUCAUUAGCAAUUUGCCAUUGAGUCAUGGGUGGAGACAGCGCCGCUACGCAAACUCCUCUUCCUGCUAGCUUGCAGCCUAACAUUGCCGGUGUAGUAGAAGUAGCAGGUAACAUGGGAGCUAUUCAGCUCUCAGACACUAAUGUCUUUAGGGACAUGAUGAAAGUUAAUAUAAUUAGCUUUCUUACGAGCAUUGCAAUCUGCUAAAGUACACACUUGUUCCGUGAUCGUCCUCUCUACUCCUCUGAGUCUGGCCUUCUGGGGGCGUAGCUUGGAUUUGCUACGUAGAAAAUCUCACUGUUUCUGAACCUGCUAUUUGGGUGUGCCAGAGAUUCACAGCGAUUUGAAUGAAGAAAUACUCCGAAAAGCAAUUGCGCACUUAGUUUUCUCAUGAUAUGUCCUGUAGCAUCAGAAAAAAUGCCAUAUGAACAUGUAGACAUGAUUUUCAUUGGAGUGGGUCUUUCAGGUUUUAGAUGUUGUAUCAGAUUGGUAGUACUGAUCAUAGCUCUAUUGCUACUGCUUAUUGAAAGGACCAUACUACAGAUAUUGCAAGAGACUGUCAGAUUGUUUAUUGUGAGAAUUUAGACACAGGGUUGCUCAAACUAAUAUAAUGGACUGUCCUGUGUUUGGCGUGUUUUCAGCCCUGUAAGCCACAUGUCCCUGCAGACUUUAAGCUGUGGUUCCUGUCCGUUAUCUUUUAUAACCCAGAACAGAGUAUUACUUCUAGAUCAUAUCAGAUAGCUGUUAACUGUCUGAUUCAGUUUUUCAAAGACUCGUUACGCAGAUGUUGGACCAAAGUCACCAAUCAGAGUACCAACAAAAGAAACUGUUCCACUCUAAUGCACAGCAGCUGCUCCCUACCUCUUGCAUUAUUGUUGAGGGGUGAAGAAGAACACUGCUAAUCAUUAUCUGUGACAGCUGAAGUUUCAGGGCAACUAAGCGCAGAUACAAGAGUGCUUGAUUUCAGGGGUUUGCUGUCAUGGAAACAGUGGGGAGUAUUCACUGAAGGAGGGAAUAGGGUUUCUUGGUCAGUUUCCUCGUCUAGGUUUCUUUGUAAUCUGGGGACUCUGCCAGAGUGCUGACUCAUCGAGACUUGAAGUGACCUAACUGGAACAUGACUGUGCAGAGGAGGGAUGCAGUGGUGAAUACUCCAGCCCAGUAUUUCAUAAGCUGACAUCAAUUGAUAAAUGUUCUCCUUUUGCUCCCUUCAGUCAUUUUACAUGUUCUGCAGUGCUCUCGCACAGGAUCAGCCUCAGACAGAUAAAUCAUUGUAGGAAAUGGAUCAGUCGAAGGUUAUGAUACAGGAUAGUAAUGUCGAAAUGUUGAAGUGGUUCUGAUCAAGGUGUGUGUUCAGUGUUGGUGGACAUGCAGCAGUUUAUUGUCAGAGACCUGUUGGAGCUUGUAUCAUGUCCCUGUGGGUGUUUCUCCAGAAGAACAACAAUGAUUUCUGGUGAUUUCCCGAGAAAUGCUGUCGACAUGUGUGUCGACAGCAAGUGUGUGACUGUAACUCAGUCUCAGUCAGUACAGCAGUCUUUUGAUUUUUUGAUUUUGAGGAAAUGGAGAUAAUGUGUAAGGUGUGUCUGGAUAAAGUCCACCAGAACAAUGCAUAAAUAGCACAGGCGUGUGGACUUAAACCACCAGGGAAGACCAAGGCUUGUGGUUGUGGUCUGCUGGUUUUAGCCACAUUCAGCACACCUUUUUAGCACUGUUUACUCACAGACUCGCUGACUCCAACAUUCACCCAUGUGUGUUCUAGUUUUUUCUCACCUUAGGGAGAGUUGGCUUGUCAGGGUUUCAGUUUCAAAAACCCAUAAAUAGAUUUAAUUUAUAGCAGAUUUUUGGUUCUGGUAGUUUUGUUGUUAGGACUGUUUUGGAAUUGAAUGUCAAUCUGGAUUCAUCCUCUUGCUGCAAAACAAUCUACCUUCAGGUGGCAAGAAAGUAACCUGAAUCUGAGAACGCCAGAAUGGGGAUGGUAGACAAUCUGCAGACUUGAGCAAAGUUUCUCUAAAUUGUUAACAUUACUUGCAUAAGAGCAGACUGAAGCCGCCUGCUGUCCAUGAGUCAUCAGACAUCACAUUUGUUCCGCUCUUUGUUCAGCAUUAGUGCUUUCUUGCGUUUCUGUCACUACCUCUGCGACAUUUACAUUAAAGGGGAAAUGAAGUGAUUUCAGCUGACUAAACUGACACAGCAGUAUGUGUCAGUUUUGGCCUGUGACAGUGAAUUUUCCAUCAAAGCGCCUGGGAGAUUAGCUCCGAACUGAGUCUGUUCUCUCAUAUCCUGCCUGCUGUCUUCCUAAUAUCCUGACUCUGGGCUGUGUAAACUGCCUCUUGUUAUUGUUUGUUGCUUCAUCAAAAGAAUUCGGGCUGAACCCCUCAGUACCUCUUCAGCUCAUCUGUUGAUUUAGUAUUAUUCCCACUAAACCUCUGCCUUGUCCUCACUCUUGAGUCAACUCUCCCUCUCAUGAGUCUAUCAUUGAACUGAAUUGGCCAUCACACUCCCUGGAGGACUGCUUUUCCGUAAAGAGCUGGCGUCCACUUUAGAUGGAUCCGAGCUCACCUCCUUCUGAUAGGAUGAAAACAUGGUCAGUCCAGUUGGACUUUAUGAACUUUCUCUGCAGACUGUCUCUGUAGUCUCACACUUGUAGUCCAUGGGUCAGAAAGCUAAUAUUGAUAAAGCCGUCUGGUGCCGUGAUCCUCUCCCAUCCACACAUCAAUAGCAGACCCACUGUGGAGCUGUCGUAGGUGUGAGAAGCUUUUCCCCAAAUUGAGAAAUUAGUUUGGACAGAGCACCCGUGUUUACAAAAGAGCCAAUUAGCACAGCAUAAUGCCAUCUCCAAUUAGAUUGGCAUGGCCGGCUCAGAAGCGGACUCUGCCUUUGUCCUGCAGAUUAAAUCCAGCCGCAGAGGCAGACAUGCUGCUCUGAGCGAGCCUCAGGCUGCCCUUCCACUGCCUGCUUCUGCUCCCCAUGUGGUACCAUGCAAACACACACACACACACACACACACACACACACACACACACACACACACACACACUCAUACACGAGUCAUGGCAGACUGUAAAAGUGAAGUGAAGGAUCCAGUUGUUCUCCAGGGCAAAUAAUAACCAGGAUGGUUAACACAAAAAAUAAAAAAUUGUGGUUGUUUCAUGAAAAUAUGCUCACCGUCCUGUUUUGCUUAAAUACCAAGGUCUUCCCUGGAAAAAGUCUUUGUCUGGAUAUCAGCAGUUGUUACUCCUAAACCUGUAUUGUUCAGCAUUAAUGGAGCCUUUACAGAUGUGGAAGAUACCCAUGACAUCACCACAUGACUACAAAUGGUCUGUUUUGGAGUUUACUCUGUUUAAAUGCAGGAUGGUCUUACUUCAUACUUGUUGCUAUGUUACUGCCAGCUUGUCAGUGAUGAUGCUGCAAAGUUCCAGUGUCUUUUGUUGACGUUGCUGCUGCAGUUAAAAAAUUAAGGUUCUUGGAUUAGGGGUCAGAGCUGCAUUCAGAUCUUUGAAAUUCGACACCUUCAGGAGAGACACUGAAUUACUCCACUUUAAGUCCUGCUGUGUUGUAGUGAACCGUUGUCCCGGUUUUUCAUAAGACAGUGUUUAUAAUUGACAGUAUGUCAAGCCUUUAGGUUCAGUGUGUUUGAAUGGGACUUACUCACACCUGUAAAUAAUCCAGGGGUCUUACAUUGUGCUAAGAUCUUAGAAAAACCUCUUUGUGUUGGUACGUUUUCAAUGGGUGUUAAAUAUUAAACCAGGUUGGUUUCUAAUGUUUGUCAUCUUGUGUUUGUGUUUGACACAGACUUUUAUUACAGUUCCCUUAAACAGCUUUUACUGAUCCUCUGUAAGUCUUGAGGGGUUGCCAGGCUGGGGAGGCUCAGUGUCAGGGAAUGUAGCUCUUGUGGAGUAUGGCAGUGUGUUUAUUUAAGGCUUUGUGUGCAGGAGUCAUUCCUCUUAAAUAAUCACAGCACAUACUCCUCUCAUUAACACAUUGGUUUGGCACCUUUCUUUACUUUAGAUUACUCCUUAUCUUGAGUAAAGAAAGACUUAAGCUAAAAGCUAUCAACCUCUGUUGAUGGCUGUGUCAUUAUUACUGUGACAUGAAUGAACACAGAAUGAAGGGGGGGGGGGGUCAGCUCUCCUAGCAGUCUAAACUUAUAGCAGUGGAACAAGCUUGAGCCAGGCCUAACUACAAGCUUGAUCAAAAGGUUUUAAGCCUACACCUUAAAAUACAGAGACUCCCUGGACCCUAAAUGAUGGACAGUACCAAAGGUGAGGGGUCUGAUAACUGAAGGCCCCACCUCUCUUACUACUUCUAGGUACCACAGGCAGGCUAGCAUGAGCUCUUGUAGUUCCUGCCAGUCCCCAAGCUGCAGCAUUCUGGACCAGCUGAAGGGCCUUUGCAGAUUUAAUGAGGCAAAACCCAUAAUGAUUAUCCAAAUGACAGGAUACAUGUAAUAUUAAGCAGGAUGUUUUGUGGGAGGACAUGUAUGAUUUUUUUCAUGUUGUGGUUUCAAACACUCUGCCUGCCUGUAAUAAUAAAAGUGUACUGUCUUUAUUUAGUACUGUAUUAAGAUUGAGAUGUCAGCAUGUCUGGUCUGCUGGUCAACAGCUCCCAAACUUUCAUAAAUUUACUGUGUUUAAGCCCAACAGACAGUAACAUAGGACAUGUCUUUGUCUUCACUUUGUCCGAGAGCCAAUCUGAGUCUCAAAGGGAUGUGAGGUUGAUGGGUGUGAAGAAAUUGCACUAACGAGUCAUAAGUUUCAAAGGUGAGCACAAAAGUGCAAGUCGUGGAGUGAGGAAGGUGCUAAUGAUGGUGAAGCCACAGGAGAGAGGCAUAAACAUCCUGGCCAAUUAGCUGUCAGCUGAUGACCACUGGAAUUACCCUGCUGGAUACAGUCUGAGCUCUCCUCUAGCAUCACUUUUAACUGAACAAACCUGAAAAAAAAGUCUGACCUUGACCCACAAAUAAAACAAACACAGACCAAAGCAUAUGGCCUCAUCAAGGAGCUCCAAAAAUCCAGAGUGACUCUUUUGGUUCUCUAAACUCUGUGUGAAAUAAUUGAAUAGGCAGCAGAUAACAGCACAUGUUAUUUAAUCACUUUUAGUUGGAUAUAAAAAAAUGAUUUUGACUUUACCAGAGCCCAUAAACUAGAGGACAGUUAUAGUAUUUUUAUCAGGGUCUUAUUCUUCCAUGUUUCUAUGCUCCAGAUAAGAAUCAGAAGUACUAACUAGCUGUUAGGAUUGCAACAAAAUACUGAAACUGAUCAAAGGCCACCCUCUCAAAGGUCUUACUUUAGUACAGGACAGGCUCAGAUUGUUGUUCAAGGUGUCUGACAACAUUACAGAGAGGAUCAGUUAUUUAUUGGUCACUUCAUUUCCAUCUAUUAACAGUUAUAAAGCCAUGAAACCUUCUCUGUGGGUGCUAACAUAUUGUGCCUGUGCAGCCAAAGCAUGCCUAAAAGCCUCCGGUCUAGAAACAUUGCUGAAUGGACGCCACACUAACCAAAACAAGCCUUUAACUGACCAUUAGACUCAGAAGACCCCUCAGGUGGUCCUGUCCACAUCAGAUUACCAUAGUGAUUUAAAGCAGACAUUCAUGUUUGUGGAAAAUUCAGUGACACUUGUGUGAGCAUUACGCUAGACUUCCAUGGUUCUGUUAAUCUCCGCUCAGAUUCAGUUUGGCUCUGUGCUUCCUUGUCAAGAGACUGAGGAUGUCGUGUGUUAGAGACAAGAUCAAAUGUUGUCUUCCUCCAUGAUGAGCUUGGAAACCUCAUUGUCUCCAGGCUUGGCUCCUCCCACUAUGACAGGUUGUUAGUGUAGUUUGGUCGAAUACUUUUUGUUGUCAGGAUGGGGUGUGUCCUUUCGAGGACUAAACAGAGGUUUUAAUGUUAUCUCUGUGUCUGUACUCUGUGCUAAAUGAUGGAUCAUGCUUCGGUGUCAAGUAGGGCUGAAACGAUUCUUCGAGUACCUUUAAUACAAAAAAGGAUCAAGGAAUUUUCUCUGCCUCGAAUUAUUAUAAUUAGCUUUCUUACGAGCAUUGCAGUCCGCUACAGCACACGCUUGUUCCGCGUUCCUUGUUUCUAAAAAAGGAAAAAAAUUUGAUUGUUCAUUUUCAAGUUAAAUGUUCUGUUUUCUCUUGUAUUUUAACAAUUGCACUUCAAAUUAAAAUUUGAUAUAUACUUCAUUAAUGGAUUGAAUAUUCAGUAGAAUACUCAUUUACUAAAAUAUUCAAUAGCCUAGUGUCCAGCAAAAGUUUGGGCCAUGUGUAUUUGCUGGAUCUGCAGGCAAAUUCUUAAGGAGUCCAUUCUCAUCUAUGCUCUGUGCUUACCAUCAGUGGUUGACUGAUUAUGGUUUUUAAUGGCCAAUGCUGAUACCGAUAAUGAGAGAGCAGGACUGCCGGUGGCUAAUAUAAAAUCCGGUAUCAUGUUGUUGUUUUGUCUUACACUCACAAAUGUAGACAAAUUGAUAUGUUUUCAUUUAGCAAAGAUGGUGGUGAUCACAAUGUUCAGUCUAUCCCUACUCACCAUGCCCAGAGAGUGUGUUACUCAAAGUAGUGCUGAAUCUGACCUGACACCAAACUCCCUCAAUAACACAAACUAACACCUAAUGUAGCCUUGAAGCAGUAAUGUCUGUGUUCUGAGAGGAGAACGUCUUUUAGUUCUUGCAGUUAGGUGUCUUUGAAGAUGUCUCGUUGUUAUUGAAGCGUCUUCCUCUUUAAUGAAAAGGUCUAUCUCUGCAGGGAUCCUCUCUGUAAAGUUGUCAGAGACACUUGAAAUAACAACCUGAGCCUGUCGGUGAAAAAAAAACAAGAACUUUCCUCAGGUGUACUUUGAUCAGGCACAUAUGCCCCUGAGGAUUACGUUGCAGUUAUUAGCUUUAUGCACAUAAAUAUGACUGUUUCACGUCAAGCUUAAGAAAGCUACUUCAGUAAUCUCAGAGAGGGAAGAAAUUGGGCCAGACAUGGCCUACCCAGUGAGGUUAAAGCUUCUGUAAAAAAAAUCUUUCCUGUCUAAAGAACAUCUGUGUUGAAGUCCUCUGCAGUGUGUCUGGAUGACUCAAAGUAUCACUUAUAGAAAGGUGUGAAAAGGUUUCCAUCUGAGAUAUAACUGCAAAAAACAGGAAGUGUUUUAAUUCUGUCAGUGGAACUCCUACACUUGAGUUCUUCUUACACAUGCAUUGUUGGUCAGAUUUCAGGUACAGACUGAUUAGUCAUCUCUGAAGGCCCAGCUCUGCUCAGGACCUCUAUUAUUGAUAUAGUUCCAGUGUGUUUUGACUGGCUGGCUGCCCUUCCUGGUGCUCAGGAAUGCACUAGAAAAGGCUGGUUAUGUUUCCUUGGAAAAGCAAAGACCUGCUCAGGCAGCCACAGAUCAUGUUAAGCUUCAGCCAUCACCGUCCAUGGCUUUGGGCCUGUCCUGUCGAACAACUUGUGCGUCUCAGAGCCGUACCCUGAAAUUAGUCCAUGAGGCAUUCUGGUGCCCCCAUCACUCAGAGGAAACUUACAAAACCCGCCUUCUUGACCAUGGUUCAGAUCCUGCACACCGCUCCAAAGCAGCUGUCCUGGUGUUUACAUGUUAAACCUCUAGUGAUUUGAGAAACAGCAGGUUUGUAAAGCUCAGAGAGGCCUGCAAACACUCAGCGUUGGACUCUGCACUGGGUGCUGCAGCACACACCCAUGGUCCUUUAUAAGGAAAAUGUACCAACAAAAUACAGAACAAAGACCUUUUCAGUUAUGAAAUGAGUUCGGUUCAGAUCUGUUCAUAAGUCUAACACUGUUAGCUGAAAGUCAACUAUGACCUGUGCAUAAACUAGCACUACUCACCAUUUUAUAUCUUAUGUAUUUGUUUGUGUGUAGAAAUAUUUAACACAUUUUCAGUGGUACCUUUAGAGAAUUAUAUUGAUUUAUUAUUAGCAUGAAAAUAAGAAUGACACCUAUUUCUUCCUCCUCAUGCGGCCAAUUAACCCAUUUCUUAACCUUAAGUUUUAUGAAAUCUGUGAACCUCACAUAAAACACUGUCAGAAACUGUAAUCCACAAAAGUAAAGUCUGUAGGAUUUUGAAGAGAUUUCCCACCAGACAGUUUCACUGCCAAAUAGCAUUGUUAAUGCAAGACAGUGUUAGACAUCCACCUCACAAGUGUGUCUGUGAGUGGAGAGAUGAGGUCUGUAACACCUAGUGAACAAAUACAAUAAUGGGACUGAUAAGGCUUUUAAAUCAAAGGAAUUCUGAUAUUCACACAAAAAUGAUGUUCACCAGGUAUUUUUCUGCAUUCAUAUGAAGACAUGAUAUAUUAGACAGGUUAUUUCUGUGAACCAACCUUUAAAGAAAUUGAAUGAUUAUUGAGAUAAAAUCUAAAUUUGAUAAAGAUGUUUGGUAAAAACCUUUUGGGUGGGCUUGGACAUGUCAGAAAAAAAGAAAUGUGAAAUAAUGAACCCCCCUCACAUGGCCUCUGUGGCACUAACACCUAUCAAUCUCCUGUGUCCACAGAUGCAGCAGCUCUUCUACGAGAACUACGAACCAAAUAAGAAAGGCUACAUACGAGAUCUCCACAACAGCAAGAUCCACCGAGCCAUCACCCUCCACCCAAACAAGAACCCUCCCUAUCAGUAUCGCCUGCACAGCUACAUGCUCAGCCGUAAAAUAGCAGACCUGCGACACCGAACCAUCCAGCUGCACCGAGAGAUAGUUCAGAUGGGGCGCUACGGAGCAGCCGAACCUAGCCGAGAGGACCUCCAGCUUGGCAUGCCUCCCUCAUUCAUGCGCUUCCACCCAAGGCAGAGAGAGGAGGUACUGGAAUGGGAGUUUCUGACAGGGAAGUACCUCUUCUCAUCAUUUGAUGGUCAGCCACCACGGAGAGGGAUGGACUCCUCCCAGAGGCAGGCCCUGGAUGACAUCAUCAUGCAAGUAAUGGAGAUGAUCAAUGCCAACGCCAAGACCCGAGGCCGGGUCAUUGAUUUCAAAGAAAUCCAGUAUGGCUACCGGAGGGUCAACCCCUUAUAUGGAGCCGAGUAUGUGCUGGAUCUACUGCUGCUGUACAAGAAGCACAAAGGAAAGACCAUGACGGUUCCUGUAAGGAGGCACGCCUACCUGCAACAGACCUUCAGCCAGAUUCAAUUCAGAGAGGAGGAGGAGAUGGAUGCUAAAGCUCUGGCCAGUCACAUUAACAAGGAAUCUGACUCACUGUCAUUUCUGUCUAACUCCCUAAAGAUGCUGGUGCCUUUCAAGUUGGCCACAUCUGGCCAGGACCAGAGGGAACCAAAAGAGAAGAAAGUCAACAUCCUGGUACCUCUCUCAGGGCGCUACGACAUCUUUGUGCGGUUCAUGGCCAACUUUGAACGAGUCUGUCUGGUCCCUAACCAGAACGUCAGACUGCUGAUCCUUCUCUUCAGCACGGACAACAACACAGAGCGGGUCAGACAGGUGGAGCUGAUGAGGGAGUAUCACAUGAAGUACCCACGGGCCGAGAUGGAGAUCAAAACUGUAGCAGGCUCCUUCUCCAGGGCUCUGGCCUUGGAAGUGGGUUCCUUGCACUUCUCUAAUGAUUCACUGCUCUUCUUCUGUGAUGUAGAUCUGCUCUUUACCAGCGACUUCCUAAAGCGAUGUAGAACUAACACAGCUCUUGGGGAGCAGACCUAUUUCCCCAUCAUCUUCAGCCAGUAUGAUCCCAAAGUGGUGUACGCCGGGAAGGUACCUAGCAACAACCACUACGUCUUCACCUCUAAGACAGGCCUGUGGAGGAACUAUGGAUUUGGGAUCGUCUGUGUCUACAGGGGGGACUUGGUCCGAGCCGGAGGCUUUGACACCUCUAUACAGGGGUGGGGAUUGGAAGACGUUGACCUUUUUAAUAAAUUUGUCCAAUCAGGGAUUAAGUUGUUCAGAAGCACAGACACGGGGAUAGUGCACGUCCAUCACCCUGUCAUAUGUGACCCCAACCUUGAGGCAAAGCAAUAUAAGAUGUGCCUGGGCUCCAAAGCCUCGUCGCAUGGCUCCACCCAGCAGCUGGCCGAGCUCUGGCUGGAGAAGAACGUCCACGGCUUCAGGAGACUUGCCAGCAAUAACGGCUCAGAAAGGACAGCGUGAGAAUGCAGGGCUGUCAAAAACUGUACCUGAACCCGGUCUAAGCUUACUUCUUCCUCUUCGUGGUGUUCUCACUACCUAAUUUAUUUUUUACAGAAAUGAAAGACUCCACAUGGAUAUAUUUUGAAAAUAUGCCUCUUUUUUAUGAAAAAUACAGACAUGUCAUGCUGAACAAUUCAUAGACGCACAGUCUGGGUAAUGAGAGGGUUUCUUGAAUGAUUUAAUAUUGACCAGUAUUCUUGUGUUUGCCUGCUGCUCACCCAGGCUGUGUUACACGUUGGGGAAAGGGGCGGGGCUUUUUUAAAGGAGAAUUUCAGUAUUUUUAAACCUGGGCACUGUUUUUACAUAUGUACUGUUCUGACUGACUAAAAGGUACAAACUGUUAUGAAGGCAAAUUACAGCAUAAUCCUUGCAGGCAAAUGGGCCAGUCUAAAGAUUGUUGAUACGUUUAAAUUCAAGCUGGAGUAGGAACUUUAACUGGACUACUUCCGGUCUGCUAGUAUACAAGCACAGCUGAAGGCCAACUUAUUGACUAAAGUAAGUCUGCUUCUGCUACAGUGGGUGGCAACAUGCCCUCUUUGACUGGUUACGAUUGGACCUUUGCCAAGUAGACUUAUCUCACCACAAACUGAAACAAUAGACAAAAAAAUAAAGUAGGGCCCAAAUGGUCAAAAGUCAAACUGUGAAAACAUUGACACCUUUACAGCUCUGUACCUUUUUAUUUACUGUAAACGUGACUUUUGACAAAAUGACAGGAACGCUUUUUCUCUGGCUUUUUAAAUUUAAAGUAGUUUUUUUUAUGUCCCAGCUUCCUUCUACACAUUCCUGCAAUUAAACUUGCAGAGAUGGAACAGUGGAGCAUGUGCUGGACCCCAGCUGAUUUGAGGCCUGUUCGGGUCUGAUUACUGUAUGUCAUUGUAUUUAAAGCUGUCAGCUGCUGUCAACAAAAGUCACAUUUUUAACCUUAAAAGAGAUCCAUUAUACUCAUUUUCACCUUUUGUGCCAGUCUGAGAGACCUGUAAGGUAGCGUUUAAUGGAUCAAAGCUCAAAUCAGUUCUUGUUUGUCUAAUGCUGGGGGUUAGUGAGAUCCUUGUGUCAGUCUCUGUCUGAAACCCUCUUCUGCUUUUCCAGUGACAUAAAGGCAGACACAUGGUGUUACUUUUUACACAGCUUUGUUGUCAUGUAACGACCUUAAAGUUAUGCCUCCACAGACAGUGUAUGUGGCUAGCUGUUAACCCUGAAUUAUAGCUUUUAAGCUGUCAUUACAUGGCCUAUAAUGAUGCAUGACCUGCAUGGUUACAGCAGUUCAGAGCCCUCAUGGAGGGUCUACAUAGAUGGUCUAUGUACUAUCAAAAUCAACCAAAAUACAGUGGAAGGGGGGAGCUAAGCAGUGAAAUGGACUGUCCAGCUCCUAGGUGGGCAUUUCCUUGACAGAGUUGCCGUAGGAUGGCAGAGACUUAUGUCAAAUUUAGGCCAAGUCUUCCUCAAAAUGAGCCACACAGAGAAGCCAGAACGCACAUCUGGGGAUUAUGCCAAGGCCUGUAUAUGUUCUGUUUGAAAAUGUUGGAUUAGUAUUGACCAUAGAAACAUUAUAUGUAUUCUUCAAAACACAGCAUCAGCAUAAUCAGUCUCCUUUGAGGUAACGGGAGGUGCUGGUCUAACCCCCCAACUUCAAAGAGGACUGCAGAGCCCAUUUGCCUAGAAGGAUAACCUCAGAGCCAUUACAGCCUGUUUCAAGGCUGCUAGCUGAGGCAAUCUGCAAAUAUUCUAAAUGUUAUUCACCCUUUAGUCAUUUAGACUCGAAAAUGUGUAACAAAAAUAGAGCCUUUGAUCAAAUAUAGAAAUUCCCUAUAAUCUGUACCUCACUGAAGUACACCAUUAUGGUCCUUAAUGAUUUCAUUUGUCUAGUUUGCAGAAAAAAGAGGUACCACUUCUGAGAGCAGCAUAGCUCCAACAAACACGACAAGAUUUUUGAUUGUGACUGUUUACAAAAGACUUAAACAACUCUUCAUCAGUGAAAACUGCAAUCACAUCCUGUCAUUCCAUGUCUUUGACCUACAUCAGUUUUCUUCUCCUUUUGCUUUGACAGUCCUGGUCUUAACCACACAACACUGUUGCUGUCUGUCCCAUGUUUAUUUUCAUGUUUUUUUCAUUAUUUUUUUAUUUCUGUGAACCCAACUGCUGGAUUUUGUAUUCUGAAAUCAUCUUUUGCUGUCUAAUUUAUUGAAUUUGCAGACUCCAUUUUUCUACUCUGUCUGUUAAAAUAUGUAUAUUGGAAAGAUUGUAACCAGAUGCGGGGUAGGUUUUUUUUUAAUGUUCUUUUCUUCUUAAACUCAUUAUCACCAAAGAGUUUGCACAGUCUGCUUUAGGGAUCAUGUUGCCUGUUGAGUGUGAGUGAGUGAGUGAGUGAGUGAGUGAGUGAGUGAGUGAGUGAGUGAGUGAGUGAGUGAGUGAGUGAGUGAGUGAGUGAGUGAGUGAGUGAGUGAGUGAGUGAGUGAGUGAGUGAGUGAGUGAGUGAGUGAGUGAGUGAGUGAGUGAGUGAGUGAGUGAGUGGGUGGGUGGGUGGGUGCGUGGGUGCGUGCGUGCGUGCGUGUUGGGUGGUGUUUAGCAUGGUGGUGUUUAGCAGGCACAGACAUGAAACCGGCUGUAUAAUGGAGACAAACACAAAAGCUCUGUGAACCCUGGUGUCUCUGGGUGAAGCAGGAACCUGCCUUUCUUCGGCGGUUCAGGAUGGGAGAGGUUCUCUGGUCGGCCGGUUCAUCAGCAUCUCCCUUCAUCAAUGACUUUGUCUUAAAAAAAAUCUUAAGUGUUGUGGCUGGUCCCGGUCUCUGCUGAGCUGUGAUGAUCUGUGUCUCGGACAGAGUGGUUGUCCUCCUGCUUGUAUUGUCCAUGGGCAGGUACUGUACGUUUGAACGCCCUAUUGGGUGACUGCUUCUCUUCCAGCUUUACAACAUGGAUGGCUGAAUUUGAGACUGAUGGACCAGGAUGAAUGACUGCGCUGUCAUCAAAGUGUUUCUUGGGUUUUUUGUUUUGUUUUCUUUGACUUUUUUUUUGUCUUUUUGUUCUUUAAACUCUGUCCGACUGGGCUAGGUUUUCUAUUUAAAAAGAAAUAAAGUGGGUGGAGAACAAGAGUUUGGCUGUUAUUGUUUUUUAUCAGUCUUUCAUUAUCUCUGUCUCAACCGUCAGGAUGACUGCCGUAACAGGAACAGCAGGUCAAAGUCAGGAGACACCUCAGGGCCUUUUAUGUUCAUUCUUUUCUUCAAUCCUGAUCCUACGCUUUCUCUUCUUCAGUCUCUUGAUUUCCUCCUUUGUUUAGUCAUCCUUCUCUUCUUAAUCAGUCAAAUAUUUGCUGCUUCUGCUUAUUUCUUUCUUCCUGCUUUUUCUCUUUUUAAAAUUUCCCCUGAUUCUCCCCCAGUUGUUUUGUGUCCUUCUUUUUUAAAGUCUUGUCCUGGCCCCCUUCAAACCUGAACACUUGAUGACAGUUGAUGACAGGUGUAGAUGUGAGUUCUCGAACAUGAGAAUUGGCAUCAAGUUUUUUGUUUAAAAGCAUCUUAAUGGAAUCAGUAAAAAACAGCCUCACUUUGUCUGAGCUGUCUUAAGGAAGUAAGUCCAGGAAAGCUAUGACUAUAAACCUUGGAAUGUGUAACAGUUGACCAUAUCAGCCAUUUUUCUGUCACUCACUGAUCAACUUUUCUCCCUAGACUUUUAACACUCACAGUUUAGGGGGCAGGCGUCUCACCAAUUUUACAACGAACUCUUAGCACGUUUCAAAGGACUGUUUGCAGAUGUAUGCAAGGAGGGACACAGCAUGAAGAGCAUAAACAGUCCUCAAAGCCCUCAUGAAGUUUCAGUGUUGGGUAGUAAGGACAGCACUGCACCCACACACUCAGUGGGAGGACAGUUCAUGAGUUCAUGAGUGUUGAAAGUGUCCUCCUCCCCCUUUAAGUGAGUCAUCCCUAACAUGCAAAGUAAUAGUAGAUAAAUAAAUACAGUGCCUUGAAAAAAGUAUUCAUACCCCUUGAACUUUUUCACAUUUUGUCACUCUACAACAAGAUUUUUGUAAGACCAACACAAAGUAGCACAUAAUUGUGAAGUGGAACUAAAAUGAUACAUGGUUUUCAAAAAUGUAAACAAAUAAAAAUCUGAAAAGUGUGGUGUGCAUUUGUAUUCAGCCCCCUGUACUCUGAUACCCCUGAAUAAAAUGCAGUGCAAUCAAUUGCCUUCAGAAGUUUCCUAGUUAGUAAAUAGAGUCCACCUGUAUGUAAUUUAGUAUCAGCAUAAAUACAACUGUUCUGUGAAGGCCUCAGUGCUUUGUUAGAGAACACUACUCAACAAAGAGCAUCAUGAAGACCAAGGAACUCACCAGACAGGUCAGGGAAGAAGUUGUGGAGAAGUUGAUACUGCUCAAUCCAUCAUCCAGAAAUGGAAGAAGUAUGCCACAACUGCUAACCUACCAAGACAUGGCCGUCCACCUAAACUGACAGACCGAGCAAGGAGAGCACUGGUGAGAGAAGCAGCCAAGAGGCCCAUGGUCACUCUGGAGGAGCUGCAGAAAUCCACAGCUCAGGUGGGAGAAUCUGUCCACAGGUCAACUACAAGUCGUGUACUCCACAAAUCUGGCCUUUAUGGGAGAGCGGCAAGAAGAAAGCCAUUGUUGACAGAAAGACAUAAAAAUUUGCGUUUGCAGUUUGCCACAAGCCAUGUCGGGGACACAGCAAACAUGGAAGAAGGUGCUCUGGUCAGAUGAGACCAAAGUUGAACUUUUUGGCCUGAAUACAAAGCGCUAUGGGUGCGGGAAAAGUAACACUGCUCAUCACCCUGAACACACCACCAUCCCCACUGUGAAACAUGGUGGUGGCAGCCUCAUGCUGUGGGGAUGCUUUUCUUCAGCAGGGACAGGGAAGCUGGUCAGAGUUGAUGGGAGGAUGGAUGGAGCUAAAUACAGGGCAAUCCUGGAAGAAAACCUGUUGGAGGCUGCAAAAGACUUGAGACUGGGAAAGAGAUUCACCUUCCAGCAAGACAAUGACCCUAAACAUACAGCUAGAGCUACAAUGGAAUAGUUUAGAUCAAAGAAUAUUCAUGUGUUAGAACGGCCAAGUCAAAGUCCAGACCUAAAUCACAUUGAGCAUCUGUGGCAAGACUUAAAAACUGCUGUUCACAGACGCUCUCCAUCCAAUCUGGCUGAGCUUGAGCUAUUUUGCAAAGAAGAAUGGGCAAAAAUUUCAGUCUCUAAAUGUGAAAAACUUGUAGAGACACACCCCAAAAGACUUGCAGCUGUAAUUGCAGCGAAAGGUGGCUCUACAAAAUAUUGACACAGGGGGCUGAAUACAAAUGCACACCUCACUUUUCAGAUUUUUAUUUGUUUAAAUUUUUGAAAACCAUGUAUCAUUUUAGUUCCGCUUCAUAACUAUGUGCUACUUUGUGUUGGUCUAUGACAAAAAAAUCUUCAUGAAAUACUUUAAAGUUUGUAGUUGUAGAGUGACAAAAUGUGAAAAAGUUCAAGGGGUAUGAAGACUUUUUCAAGGCACUUGAAUUAAAUAGAUAGUGGACAAGACUAAAUGUUGGUCUCCUGGUGGAACAUUUAGGUAAAUUUCAGGGUUUUGUUGAACCUUUGAUACCUGCUCAGGCUCUGUGGAGAAGAAAAUGCACGACUAAAAGGGACAUUCUGGCGUUAAAUUAAGUUAAGGUCUACCACACCAUAACACAGAGUUAGACACCCCCUCGAGAGAUGAAUGUCGCCAACUGCUUGCUUCUCUAGUUAUACCAACUCUAGUAACAACCGCACGAUAGCAAUACACAGUGGUCUACAUCUCCACGCACAAAUCUCAACCAAAAAGCCACUCUAUAGCCACAAAAAAUGCUCAUGCACAUCAUAUCACAUCACAUCACUGAGGUGUACGUCUAGAUAAUAAGUUGGACUGAUCUAAGAAUAGAGCCGCCUCUUUUGCCUGAGAAGACUCCGAUCAAUAGACAUCUGUAGUAAGAUGCUGCAGAUGUUUUAUCAGUCUGUGGUGUCUACAGUGUUCUGUUUUACGUUGCAGUCUGCUGGGGAGGAAGCAUCAAACACAAAGAUGCAAGACGUCUUAACAAACUGGUGAAAAAGGCUGGCUCUGUGGUUGGAUUCAAGCUGGACUUAGUGGAGGAUGUGGUGGAGAGAUCUACACUGAGGAAGGUGGAGACUAUUCUAAAGAACAUGGAUCAUCCACUUCACAACACCUUAAUGGACCAAAGGGCCAAUGGUGGUGGACGGCUCCUCUCUCUUUGCUGCAGGACAGAAAGAUUCAGAUUUUAUAACUCUUAUGUAAAUAGUAGAUAACUUUUAGAGACAUAUUAUGUGAGACAACAGACAAUUGAAUUUCCCUUUAGGGAUUAAUAAAGUUCUUCUUAUUCUUAUGCUUAUUCCUUAUAAAAAGUUUUUGCACCACAGUGGACCAAGCCAAAGUGGUGCACAGUACCGCACUAAUUUGCGGACCAUCCACGGCGGUGACACCCCGAGGCUGUGUGGCCAGGAGCAGUUCCCCUCUGUGCCUCCUCAGUAAUCCACAUUCCUGCGCUGGCAUUCAGGACCAGCUUUUGGAAAUGAUCCUUGUGGAACAGGAUUUAACUACAGAGACUGAGAUUGUGAUUUAAUUAAAACAAUAAACAUAUCAUACACAUAGAAUCAAUCUCCUGGCUCAGCAGCUGUGAGUAAAUCUUGCAGGGCAGUGUGACGCAGCAGAGGUAAAGCCUAUUGGUGCUUCAGUGAUCUGUGUGCGUAACCCCAUCAGUGUUUGAGACGGAAGCCCUACAGGGACAAUAAACCACCACUGAGAUAAGUCAACACUGUGCUUUGUGUCUGCUGUGGGGCUGUAAAGCAAACAGGGCAUGGUGAGGAGGAGGAGGAGGAGGAGGAGGAGGAAGAGCAGGAGGGAGCCACGCAGUCUGAACACAGUUUGAACUCAUCCUAAAAGACGAUGAUGGGCCUUACAGUCUCCUAUGCACAAACACAUCAGAAAUUAUGGUUCUUAGUCAGGUCUGUGACUGAGGUGUCAGAGCAGAGACUUUCACGUUAUUAAUUUUCAUCUACUUCAUUAGCAUAGAGGGGGGAUCAGAUUUCACCAAAACAGAGCUAAUCACAGGUCUGUAGUCUCAUCCAUCUUUCUCAAUCAUCACCUAACACCUAAACACUUGAAUCUGAUUGAUCAAAACCUCCUGACAUUUGUCAUUUAUUCUAGAUAGUAAGAGACAACUAGAUCACACUUCAUAUCAAAUCAGUUUGAGAGAUCUGGCAUGUUUUACCUCUGCUUGUUCACAAUGAGGCGAAAACCUUAAGUAUGCUGACUCGUUAGAUCAAAAUGGACGAUUGUACUGAGGGGAUGCCAGAGCUGUAAUCAUCAUACCAGCACGUCUGACACACGUUAUCACUUUAUCACCAACAUUCAGUGCAGUGACUAUCAAUUUAUUCACCAAAUCAUCCAAAAUAAAUAUGUGUUUGAAGUACAAGAGAAUUGAAGACUUAAAAACUCCAGCUAACAGAGUCAUUUUCAUUCUACUCUGUUUAAUGACUGUUCUGAUCUCAAAUUAUGGAGGCAGAGGAGUGAGCUCAGAGUGAGUCGUGUAAACACCUGAUGCUGUAAAUGUUCAUCUGUGGGACAAACAUGUGAUCCAUCAAACACCAUCACUAUCAGCACAGAGCCCAGCAUGUGGAUUUAAACACAGAAAACACACAACCUGCUUCUCAUUGUGCUGAAUGUCAUGUCAGGGUGGUGCAGAAUGCUACAGAAUGAACAGCACAGUUUUAUGGACAUGCCUCAGAGUUGUUUUUAAAGACACACAUGGAGACAGCAGGGCCUCUGUGACAUUUCACCUCCUGUACAAUACACGCUGAGCGUGAAGCUGGAGAGAUGAUUGGGCCCCACUUUACAGCAGUCACUGUGUGUGUGUGUGUGUGUGUGUGUGUGUGUGUGUGUGUGUGUGUGUGUGUGUGUCUGUGCUGUCUGUCUGUGUUUCUGUCUGUCUGUCUGUGUUUCUGCACAGAGGAGCCGCUGCACAGACACAUCUCACCGUACACGUCUGCUGCUCUGAAUCCACCAAAAAACAAGCUGUCUGACAUGGUCCUUGUGAAAAAGUAUGACAUGUCACUAUUAUAGAGACUGCAGGGGUGAAUUGUGGGCCAUCUGAGACUAGUCUAGCUACAUUUAUUCUGAUAAACCAUAUUUCCAAAAGCAAAAAAGAUCAUCAGUGACAAGAGUGACUGUCUAUACAUCCUUAUUUUCAAUGCCAGGGCAAAGGUACAGGUGUCAGCCAAGCAGCUGCAGAAACAGCCUUGUUGUCAGUUGGUUUGAGAUUUUUUUAAAAUCAAAAGUCAUAACUCAAGCAUGUAGAGAACAUGAAAAUGCUUUGUCCACAAGGGGGCACCAAAAUUGACACCAACUGAAAGUCCCUCACAGGAGUUUUAAGAUGAAUAAAUCUGGAUCUUUGUAAAUUGUCCCACAACAAUGGUACAACACCUGAACCAGUGAACACCUCAAACAUAAAAUACUCAAACUUAAACCUUCAAAUAAUCAGUCAAAUUAAUGAAAGAUAAGACAGGGUGCAGUAGCACAUACUUCAGUAUUCCAGUAACUUCAAUAACAAACACAAUCAACUCACUUACACGUCAGUGUCAAUUUCUCACAAAGUAACCAGCCUAAUCACACUGACAUUAUUCCUCCUCUCUUUGCGAGUCUCCAGAAUCAAGUGUGAGAAACAUGUUCAUCUAUGGCAGAUGUUCUCUAUGUCUCCCGGUGUUUUUAGACGUGCAGUGUUUGAAUCCUCUUCUCUAUCUGUUGUUGAGUCCAGUUUGGUUCAGUGGAGGCUGACAGUUAAAGUUAAAGCUUAUCUGCCUCAUAUGCUUUGAUAACAUAGUAAUUCUUUAUAUCUGGGCUUAGAGCUGGUGUAAAAUGCUGCUGCUGCUCAUCUUCUUACUGGAAAGAGUAACUCACACCUCUGCUUCUCUCUCUUCACUCGCCUCCAGUAGUUACAGGAUUGAUUUCUAAUAUUUUGUUGUUGACCUGUAAAGCCUUUAAUGGACCUUGCUGAGCAGAACUUCUCCAUGCUAAUAUCCAACUACAGCUCUGAGGUUGACCAAUCAGCUGCUCCUGGAUGUGCCUCAAAUUGACAACAAGUAGCUCCUCUGUGGCCAACAUAAUCAUCCUAACAGAGCUGACUAUUCUGUCACUGUGGGAUAUUUAUUGUUGUUUUUUGUUGUACUUUUUAUCUUCAAAUACUUAAGCUACUUCAACAUUGAUUGCUUUAAAUCAGCUGUAUAAGUUAACAUGACUCUAUUUGGAAGAUGAGCAGAGUUACUGGUCCCGAGUACUUAGCGGCCAACGGUUUUUCGUUUUCAAAUCAAAAAACAAAAAUCAGGAGACGAGCCGUCUUCCGACGACCGGUAGGGAACUGGAAAAUAAAAAAUGGAAAACAAACCAUAACACUAUUAACAACACUAUUAUAUCAAGCCAGUUCUUUAUAUCCUCCUCCAACCCCCCAAUAGAAGAGGGCAGCUGAAUGGUUGCUAUGAAAGCACGUCACUGGGGCUACAACAGCGCGCUGGUGUAUCCAGAUUAAUGUACAGGAAGAUGGAACACCUGCUAGGCAUUGCUGCCUGUCGCACCUCCUCUGGUGCCCACAGGUCAGCUACAGAGUCGUCAGCCAGGAACCACCAUUCACCAAUGUUUCGUUCCUUUGAUCCCGGAACGUCUCCUGGUGGCGAAGCAGUGGCAGGGACGUCUCCCUGCCACCCCCUGUAGCUGAGAGGUGUUACUGUCUGCCGCUAUCAUCUGGGUUAGUUGUUCUUUCCCCAGCACUUAUCCUUUCUCCUCAGCCAGGGCCAAAAGCUCCCCUCCUCAGCCUUUUCUGCUAGCUCUUUGGUUGCCUUCUUCAGGUUCCCUCCAGUUACUCCUAGUCCCUCAGAAGGCGUGUCGUUGACAGUCCCACAUAGCCUCUGCAUCUGAUCUCCACUGGGUAGACGGUAGCCUUCCAACCAGCCUCCCAGCACUAAGCAGCCAGCUCUGAGUACUUGGCCUUCUUUCGUUCGUAGGCAGCCUCAAUCCCCUCCUCACUUUAUGUCAUGUCACACUACAAUUUAAAAUACCUCACUGAUUUGGUUGUUUUGGAAUUCCUCCAAUUAUGUUCUAUUUAGUUUGUUCCUGUAUGUAAUUAUUUGUGUAUAUACUGUCAAAAAGUGGGAAAAGCACAAAAUCAACAACUCUUUUUUGGCACCUUUCUGUUGGGGCACCAAGCAUACGAUUCUGAAGAAUAAAACCAGACCAAGCAGCAGCUUCUGGUCUUGAGAAAUGGGGCUGAUGCAGUGGGGCUAUAGAUUGCCCUUCUCAGAAGGUCUAUUUAAGGCUGACUAUAAAAGAACAGGUAACCAUGUACACAAAAAAGACAUUUUUAGAGAAAGCUAUCUUUACUCACCUCUGCAGAAUAAUGGUACAGUUGGCUGUAGAAACACAGGUAAGAUCAGGUUAAGUGUACCAAUCUGUACCAAACUGUCCCAAUCUGAACCACUGCUUGCUGCAGAAAUGUACAAUUCCAGGACUUGUCCUGUCUUUUGGCCAUGAGCAGAUGUUUCAUAAAGCAUCAACUUGAAAAGCUCAGAUCAUUCAGAUCAGUGUGAUAAUGUGAAACAGCAUGAGGUUCACAUUACUCUAAAUAAAGUUACACAACACUCAGCGCAGGACAGACUGAUCUGUAAACAUAAGUCAGUUCUCACACGGUCCCACAAGGAAACAGGUUUUUGAAAAAACAGCAUCUGUGUCAUCAAACCUGACUUUAUCACUUCUUCACUCGUCUCACUGGACUUUUUUAACAAAAUGAAACCUCGUUAGAGACAAAAUCACGUUUUAAUUUAUCUAACUUCUUCUUACUGUUUUACUGCAAGUCGCACACACACACACACACACACACACACACACACACACACACACACACACACACACACACACACACACACACACUCUCUCUCUCUCUCUCUCUCUCUCUCUCUCUCUCUCUCACACACACACACACACACACACACACGCACACACACACACACACACACACAGAGCAAGGUGUGGAAGUGAUCAGUGUUGUGUAAGUUAAAUCUCCUUAUUCAGACAUUGAACCACUGAGGAAAACAACAGAGCCAUUGUCUGCCUCUGGGGUGAGAGAGGGUGGGGGUUGCUAUUUAUUUCAUAAACUUACCAGCUAAUCGACCUCCCCCACCCCGACUCCAUUUCUCCCCCCUCUGAUUCUCUGCCGUCACACUCUGGACGUUUUAUUGCACAUUGGAGUGCAGAUUUAAUAACUAUGCCACUCACAAACAUUCAGGAGAGUUAUCCUCAAUGCUCCAGAGGUGAUUCUCUGAUAAAUGUUUUGGGUGAAGUAACAGAUCGACAGAGGACACUUUCUCCAUUGUCCCAUGAUCAACUGGGAAGAACAACAGCUACAUCCGAAAGAUGCCUGUUUGUGCAAAUACAGCAGAAACACCCAAAGAACACAAUGAGCACACUGAGAUCUCUUGUCGUCAGCGCCACACUCUCGAGGAAUGAAUCAUGAGUUUUAUCACAAACAGACUAUGGUCGGAUCAGAUCUGCACUUAAGUCUCCUUGAUUUCUCCACGUGCCCCCUCGACCACCACAUACCAUGUUUGACAAUCAUGAACUCUGUUGCUCUCCUGCACAGAGAGGGAGGUGGUCUGACUUCUAGAUGGCACAGAUUUGGAGAGAUGUUUAUCUAGUGGUGUAAUCAGACUGUUUGAGGGGCAGGGACAGGAACAAAUGAAAGGGGCAGCAGUCCACAAAAGUUGUCAUCAACAGAGAUUAGCUUUCAGGGGACCAUUUUGGGAGCUCUUCAGCUUUUCAUCUGUCUUCUCCUGAUAACCUCAGGUAGUUUCACUGGUUUGUUUCCAGCCAGUCAAAAGGAUGGACUGAUCACAUGAGCUAUAAGAAGGGGUCUGAUGAGUGCAUAGAUUUUGUGGCAGUAUUUUAAAUAUGUAAAAGAAAAACAUGAAAUAUUUGAUACCUAUUGACAAAAAGACACAAAGCCCUGACUGAUAAGAUUAAACCCUUUCAUUUACAUGCUUUUUUGGGGUAAUUUUAAAAUGGAAACAUGUAAUUUAACAUAUACACACAAUGAAAUUAUUAAAAUCUGUUGAAUGAUUUUCACCCAGGUGAAAUCAAUUCCUGCAUAAUAUUUGUUUGGUGCUACAAAGGACAAGACAUUUGCUGUGUUGUCCGUUUCCCGCUUUAAGCCUGUGUGCAAUGGGUCCACAUUUUCAGAAUUGUCUGAAAUAAUUUUCAACCAGAUUUGACAUAGAACUUCCCUAUGCUAUGCCUCAUCCAACACCACUCGCAAUACGCCAAAGAGUGCUUGCACUUCGACAGGAUGGACACAAACAGGCUGAUAUUGCUGAUUUGCUUGGGAUAUCCCAGAGUGCGGUCUCUAAAAUCCUCAGAGUUCAUCGAGAGGAGGGUCAUUUGAGGCCAGGAAAAUCUCCAGGACGACCACGACUGACUACCAGAAGAGAAGAUCUGCAACUGCUUAAUCUUGCUGUAGAAACCGGAAAAUGCCUGUGA
Molecule: messenger RNA, 62092 nt
Organism: Xyrichtys novacula (pearly razorfish)
Lineage: Eukaryota; Metazoa; Chordata; Actinopteri; Labriformes; Labridae
Source: the annotation of a GenBank genome assembly